Molecule: messenger RNA, 81476 nt
Organism: Pelobates cultripes (western spadefoot toad)
Lineage: Eukaryota; Metazoa; Chordata; Amphibia; Anura; Pelobatidae
Source: the annotation of a GenBank genome assembly
CCUUAAUGCUGCACAGAGUAAGGCGAUCGGAGAGGAGCAUGCCGGUAGUAGUAGUACUGGUAGAAUCACACGGCCCUGAAGGAGAAGGGGCUGGAACUACGCGUCCCGUGACGCAGUGCGGUGUGGGCGGGCAGGUGUGCGGGGGCGUGUCCGCGGCUGCCGGCAGCGUGCUAGUGUUUGUGUGCAUCAGGAGCUUGGUGUUGUAUAGAGAGUCCCGGUCAGCUGCUCAGUCCGACGCAUCAUGUCCGUGCAGGUGGCGACCGUGAAGCUGGCAGACAUGGAGCUGAAGGAGGCGGUUAGGGAGAGGCCGGCCGAGGCUUCCCCUGUACUGGCCGCCACCGUGUCACCCGCGGAACCCGACAACUGCCCCGGUAUCCCGGCUCCCAGCCAGCCCGUCAAGGGCGCCCCGGCCUCGGCCAUGAAAAGAAGCGACCCGGCGCAGCGCCCGCGGGAAGGCGGAGAGGGAGCGGGCAGCCCGGAGGGAGCAGUCAGCGAGGCCCCGCGCACCGUUAAAAAGGUAAUGUUACCCAUUACACCCCCACACCGCAUCCCAGCACUAACCACCGCUACCCCGGGACACCACACAGUGCGGGACUGACACCUGGGAAUAAUGGGGGGCUGAUCCCGGCUGAUGGCAGGGCUGGGGGGAUGGCAGGCUGGUCUGAUUCGGGUGAGGUCUGAUUUCGGGUGAUGGCAGGGCUGGGGGGUCUGACGGGUCAUGGCAGGGCUGGGGGGGCCUGAUUUCGGGUGAUGGCAGGGUUGGGGGCCUGAUUUCGGGCCGCAGGGCUGGGGGGGAUUUCUGAUUUCGGGUGAUGGCAGGGUUGGGGGUCUGAUUUCGGGUGAUGGCAGGCUGGGGCUCUGAUUUCGGUGAUACAGGCAUGGCUGGGUCUGAUUUCGGGUGAGGCUGGGGGCAGGUGAUGGCUGGGGGGUCUGGGGUCUGGUGAUGGCAGGGCUGGGGGUCUGAUUUCGGGUGAUGCUGGGGGUCUGAUUUCGGGUGAUGGCAGGCUGGGGGGUCUGAUUCGCGAUGGCAGGGCUGGGGGUCUGAUUUCGGGUGAUGGCAGGGCUGGGGGUCUGAUUUCGGGUGAUGGCAGGGCUGGGGGUCUGAUUUCGGGUGAUGGCAGGGCUGGGGGUCUGAUUUCUGAUGAUUCGGGUGAUGGCAGGCUGGGGGGGUCUGAUUUCGGGUGAUGGCAGGGGGGUCUGAUUUCGGGUGAUGGCAGGCGGGUGAUUUCGGUGGGCAGGCUGGGGUCUGAUUUCGGGUGAUUGGGGGUCUGAUUUCGGGUGAUGGCAGUCUGGUGAUGGGGGUCUGAUUUCGGGUGAUGGCAGGGCUGGGGGUCUGAUUUUAGAGCUUGGGGGGAGUGAUGGCAGGCUCUGGCAGGUUGGGGGGGUCUGAUUUCGGGUGAUGGCAGGGUUGGGGGCUGAUUUCGGGUGAUUUGGGGGGUCUGAUUUCGCGAUGGCAGGGUUGGGGGGUCUGAUUUCGGGUGAUGGCAGGGUUGGGGUUUACUCGGGGGGCAGAGCAGAUGUCUCUAUGACUGCUGAUACCCUCCUAUCAGCCCCCAUUGCAGUAGCUCUGCUCCCCCGGUGCAUGUGACGUCACGCAGGGUUUAGAUGCUGUAUAUCGGGCUGUGAAUGUGACCCCUGCAUGCUAUCCCCCCGCCGUGUCACCCCGAGCCCUCUCUCCCUGUCUCCCAAUGAUAACUGCCUGCUUCCAUUCAUUGCGCAGACUGUAUAAUUGUAUCCACUAUUCUGCAGGUCAGCCCUUUGCCGUGUCCUAUGCAGAGAGCUCCCAGCGGGCACACGGUGUGAUGCUUGUGUCCUCACCAUUUGUCUCUAUUCGGGUGUUUGGGGCACUCUUUUUCCUCCAUCUUUCUCCCGCGUUAGUACACGGUUGUGUUGCUAGGAAGUGACUUGAACAGGUGAGCGGCGCAGUGCUUAUGGAGAGAUCCAUCCACCGUUUGGAGCUCUGCAUCCCAUUGGCUGGCGCAGCGCUUUUACCUGAUUGGUUCCUCCGACCUGCUGAGGCUGUAUGACCAGCUGCAUGAUCUGCUGGAUGUACAGUGUGUGCUGCAAUCAUGGAGCAUGGCGACCUUGAUGUGGCUCACUGUCACACAUGCACACUGGCCUUUCUCAGCCACUGGCUCUCAUUAUAGCCUAUGAUUAAACUAUAUAUGGGAACUCUGAAUCCUCUUACUAAAUUAAUCAUUAACUAAGACUUAUUGUCACUAAGUCCACAUAUCAGUGUCUGGUCCUCUUACUAACACAGUCACAUCCAUGCACAAUGUCUGUGUUAAUCCAAUGCUGCAGGUGCAUUGAACUCUUGCUCUUUAAAGAGUCACAGAAAUUAAGUGAAUAUAUAUAUAUAUAUAUAUGAUCUAUUGUGGUGGAUUAGCUGUCCAUGAUGUUUGUGCUCGCUGGUUGCUCUGUAGGAUAGGUGUGCAGGAUAUGUAGUAGUAUACUUUUAUUUGUAUUUAUUGAUAGUAAUUAUCUAGGCGUGAGCAAAACAGUUUUCCCACCAGAGAUUUCUAAGUUUAUUUUCUGAAAAGAGUUUUACCAGUGGAAACUUUUCCAGUGUUUGCAUGCUAAUACAUUGAAUCAUGGAAAUAUGCACAUAGCUGCUUUUGUGAUCCCUAUAUUUUACUAGGUUUAGCGUUCAAAACGACUGCUCACAGUUAAAGAUAUGUCUCCUUCAUCUGAUGAGGGUGGGAAGACAGCUGACCUGCUUUAGCCUACAUUGUCGCCAGUGUUUGUGUAAUAUUAGUGCAUUGAUGACUUUCUGGUUGUCAACUCUGAUUUUUCACCAGUGAUGUCUGUAUUUUGUUUAGCCCUAGAGACAGGGCAUUGUGCCCAAGUGUGACUUUAGAGCUGCUGAAAUUGAAGUAUCCAUUGUCUUUGUCUACACUAUUUACAUAAGAUGAUUAGUAUGUGGCUUGUUUACGAUAUUUAAUCGCUUUUGUGUAAAGUAUACUUAUUGAUGUUCGUCAAAUCUAUUGUCUUCUAAAUUAGUAAUAUAUUUCCGAAAGUUGCAUGAACUUGUAUGCAUAAUUAUUUAAAGUCUGUGUUUAGUUUUAGUAAUCUAUUCCAUCAGUAGUUAUAUUUGCACAGACAAUGCUUAAAUACAGUUAUUCAGUAAUCAGAGAAUUGACCAGAGAAUUCACCACUUUUCUCAUUUCCAUUGCACUCCCUGCCUCUUUAUUUCACUUGCCAUAUCAGUUCCUAGUCUCUUCCCUCUUUUCCAUUGAUCUCCCAAAUUUGAAUUCAUCCCUCACCUCCUCAUUCCCACCACUAUUUCCUUACCUGCCCUUCUUUUCACUGCCCACCUGAUCUUUCCAUCUUUGCUAAGCAUUCAAUCUCCUCCUCUUUUGCAAUAUUUUCAUAAUCUGUCUUCAUUUUAUCUUUACUUCUUUUUGAUUGCUAGAAUGUUUUGGUACCCGCUAAAUGCAAACAAGACAUAAUACUGACUUAACACAGAAUCUGAAAUGCUACCCCUAACUGCAAUUUUAAAUGCAACUUUAAAUAUUUUUAAAAACCUGGAAUACUCUUAUCUUUUGUUACACACCAUAAACAAACAAUUUAGUAGAUAAACUCCCCCUCCUCCCUAUUAUUUUUUAUACUAGCUGUAGAACUAGUAUAUAAAUAUAUUGAUGACUGUCAACAGCUCUUGCACUUGGAAUGUCAGCAUCCCAAAGUGACAGCAAGGUAUGUCUGAAAACUGAGACAUCACUCAUGAACCGCUGCGGUUUUUACGAUGGGUUUAGAGCAGUUGUGGUUUAUAUAGCAUGCACACGUGAUACUUUAUAUUUAGAUAUGAUAGAGGUAUAGCUGAUAGGCAAAACUAUGUAGGGAUACAGGAAAAGAGGCUCUACUUGCACUGUACCCAGUGCAGACAACUUAAGUUAUGGUACUUGGAGCAUCCCUUUUUAUUCACACUAAACAGAAUAUUAUGUAAAGAAUGUGAUGCUCAAAUAGAAUUUAGCUAUAUUGAGCAAGUAGACUAUGCCAAAAUGCAAAAGGCAUAUAUUUUUUUUCUCUCUCGCUCUCUGACUUUCAAUCGUUGCUUUUAUUUUUUCAAGGGUAGGGACUUGCCAAAAAACUGGUUCAACAAGCAACACAAUUGUCAAAGAUGAAAAGGGAAACAAAUAAAGUAAAAUGAGGUGUAACAAAAUCCCAGAGAAACACUUCAAUUAAAUGAAUGCUGCAGUCUAGAGAUUCCUUUCAUUUUCUUUUUCUUUUUAUGUAGUAAUACAAAUUAUGGGCAAAACAUAUACACCUUUAGCUUUUACAUACAUGUGUGGUCAUUGAGUAGCACCAGGGACUCGCCACCAUAACAACCUAAUUGAGAUGAAGUGGUUAUGACUGGAGUUUUCCUUUUGCUUUUGAAGUGUGCUGCAAAAACCCAAGAUUUGCAGCUGCUGCCGUGAAGCUGCCCAGUACAGGAAGUGGCUUAUAAGUAUUCAGCCAAUCCAAUUCUUGGUUAGUAUGACUAGACCUUUGACAUGCUGUUUAGGGGAUGUAUAAGUUCCCCUGUGAUGUAUUUGUGUGAGGGAAAUGUUUUAUAUCUGUUGAUUUUUUUUUAUUUGUUUUAUAACUGGGAAAAAAAAAUCUGCAGUAUAUGCAGAUAGCUUUGUGUAGGGAUGCACCGAAACCGAAAAUUCAGGAUGUCCUUGGCCGGAAACCAAAAAUGACUUUUUACCCCAAAUGAUUUUUAAAAAGUUGUGUUCCUAUAAUUUUAUUAAUAUUAGACUUUUUAAUGAAUUUAAUCUAAUAUGAAAAACUUUCCUUCUCCCUUCUCUUUUAGUGCCCCUUCCUCUUUUUUAGUGUUCUUUUCUCCCUCCUGCCCAGUCCCACAGUGUCCCCCCUCCUGCCCAGUCCCACAGUGUCUUUUAAAUACAAUAUCUUUUUAUAAAACUUAAGAACGAAUAAGUAAAUUACAGAACAAAUUACUUAUUACUAGUGUAAUAUGUACAAACCUGAAAAAAAGAAUAGAGCAGCUUUGUAAUUGCCCCAUGUCAUGCCAAAAGCAUGAGUUGGUGUUUGAUGUGUGUUGAUAUAUGUUAAGAGUUGUUUUUUUGUAAACCUUGGGAUGACAUUUAUUGUGGUCUUUCAUCUUGCACCAGGCCUAGACCAUAAAACAUCUAGAUAGCCAUCACCAGAGCUGGACACUAGGAAUUGCAUAGAGUGGCCACUAAACUGCCACACCAACCCUCUCUGAUCCCCCCCCUACCUGCCCCCCCAGGGGUCUGCCCACUGAGAAACAACUAGUUUAGAUAUAUAAUGAGGGUGCUGGACUAUCCAGGGAGUUCAGUUAUUCAUUUUUUCUUUGGCCAGCAACUUCUAGGCGACCUAUACCAUCUAAGACUCCCACAAGAAUUCUAUAUGGGGUAAAUACAUGUAAAGAAUUUCUUGUGUUUUCUCCUAUUUUAUGUAUUGUUUUGCAAUUUAUCUGUAUUUUGUACUCAGCACUGUGACUCUUUUUUUUGUCAGAUUGAAUGUUUACUUAAUCAGCUUGUGUCUCUGUUCUCUAUGAGCUUCACUCUCCAGAGGAAAGCUCAGGUAAACACGUUACCAAAAAGGGUUAAUUAUAUGUGUUUGAUCAAUAAAAGUAGAACUGUAAUUCUAUAAUUCUCCUGUGUGUGGGGUAACCUAAGACAUCUGGGUUUAAAAGUCUUGGUGGUGGCAGUAAAGCGUGUACUAGGGGGUUAGUGUAGAAGAGAUUGCAGGGGUUAAUUGAGUGGUUGCUGGGACUAGCGACCGGUAACCAGGGGUCUGGUGUCAUUAACCCUGUCACUUCCACACUCUCCCCACUGUCUUGGCUGGGCCUAUAGCCCAUGCUCAUGACACCCCAUACAGUCUGUUGUGUAGUAUCAGUAUCCUAGAUAUCCUGUUCAAGUGAGCCUUCCUUUUGUUCCAGAUAAUGAUAUAAUUAUAGUAGUGAUAUGUGUUUCAGGAUAAAAACCUGGGGCAGUUUCUCAUAGCAAGUUGAAGAAGCAUUUUGCUCCAAAACCAUUAUUGUACAUUGGAAAAAAAUAAUUGUUAUUGCAAAGCAAACACCAUACAUUUAAAUAUCUGUGUAAAGAUACCAGAUCCUAAAAACGAGAUGCAAGGCCAGCCAGAUAAGGCUGAACUUUCAUUUCUUAAAAUAUCUCCAAAUUCUGCUAAAAACUAUUUUUCAGAGGCUGGUAACCUUGGAGUAAUUUGCCUUUAGACUUAAAGGAAAACUAGAGUCAGGAACACAAACAUGUAUUCCUGACUCUAUAGUGUUAAAACCACCAUCUAGCCCCCCCUUGCUCCCUAAAUAUAGUAAAAUCUUACUUGUAUUCAAGUCUGCAGCUACUGGCUCUGCCCUUGAUUUUCCUGACAUCGUCAGAAGUGAAUCCAAAUUAAAAUGCUUUCCCAUGAAACUGUCAAGGAGGCAGAUCAUGGGCAGAGCCAGCACAAGCCAAAUACAGCCCUGGCCAAUCAGCAUCCUCUUAUAGAGAUGCAUUUAAUCAUUCCUAUAAGGAAAGUUCAGUUUCUGCAUGCAAAGGGUGGAUACACUGAAUGGUAGUACUGCACAGUGUGCAGCACUGCCCUAGGAAGCACCUCUAGUGGCCAUCUGAGGAGUGGCCAGUGAAGUUAUCACCAGACUGUAAUGUAAACACUGAAUUUUCUCUGAAAAGACCAUGUUUACAGCAAAAAGCCUGAUGGGAAUGAUUCUACUCACCAGAACAAAUAAAAUAAGUUGUAGUUGUUACAGUGACUAUAGUGUCCCUUUAAAUUGCCAAUGGAGCAAUGAUAUGUUUUCAGUUUUACCAUUCCAGGAUGGCGAGUUAAUACACUGUUUGAAUCAUAAAUGCAUGUGAUGGACUGGCAUACACUUAGAGUUCUUUCUUUUUCCUUUUCUGUAUGUCUAUCCAUAUCCCUUUACUGAAGUGGAGUGCUCUCCUUUUCUAGGAGACUAUAAAUCAGAUUUUGAUCUACCUUUCUGUGCAAUAUUUUGUAAAACUGUCUUCUACAGAACACGACCCAGUCCUAUUGACUUCUGCUUAUGGUAUGCAUUUGAAAUGUGCUCUUUUGUCCUCCCUUUAGAGGAAAUUUGUCUUCACAUAGUGGAUGCAAGCUGCAAAUAAGAUUUGAAAUAUUAUUUUCUUUUUCGACAAAGGUGCAUAUUUAUUAGAAAAUAAUGCUAUCCUUUUGUCUUUUAUGCUGAGGAUUCUCUGGUGUUAGUGCAUUGCUUGGCCCCAGUGCAAUAAUUUUCAGAUGUUUGGUUAGAACAGCUUUCAAAUGCAUCAGUCAACCAUGCUUAAUUAUUUGACUUGUUCUUGGUCACACAGCCAAAUACAUGAAUGACAAGAUUCUCUUAGUGCUGAAGUCAGCUUUUUGCACAGUGACUUUUCAGUGUAACAUUUAAAUAGUUUAUCAUAAGAUGUUGGAGUUAAUUCUAUGAUAUACAUUUUUAUUUUUUUCUAUAAAAGUUUUAUGCAAAAGACACAAGUGACAUGGCUUUUAAGCAGCACUGUCACCACUCUUAGUUUUGAGUAUAAGCUCUUCAUGACAUACUCCUACUGAGUUUUGGAAUUUAAUUGAAUAUCACAAGACCAAGUACUGCGUACCUUAUCAUAUGGUCAAAAUCCAAGUUGACAGAACUUGACAAAGGGAAAAGCUUCCACAAUCAAGUAAUAUCAAUUUCUACUGCAUUGCAGAAGUUUUGUGUUUGUGAUUGGGCUUUACUUUAAUAUAUCGUUGGUGAUGUUUUACAAACUUUACAAGGGGUUGACACUCCAGAAUAGGGAUCGACUGAUAUAAAUUUUCCAGAGUCAAUGCCAAUUCCAGUUAUCGGUUGCCUUUCGGCUCAAUAACCGGUGCCAAUAUUCUAUACAUUUAAAGUUUGUGUUUUUAUUUUUUUUUUAAAGCAACAAUUCUACACUAAAAUGGCAUUAACUGAACAUGCUGAGAGCAAUCACAUUCUUUUUACUCACAGCCAGUCAGGUUAUGCUGGGUUUAGUAAGAUCCCCAACAUGUACCAUAGCUGUUACUGAUAGGAGUGUGAUGACGGCAAUCACACUCCUAUAACUCUGACAACAACCCAGUACUUUAUAGUAGAUUAUUCACCAUCUCCCCUUCCUGCCUUUACCUGAACUCCCCAUGCGGGGACACACAGGUAGAGAUGACGUGGCACCUAAUUGGCUGGCGUUUCCAGAUGUGGAAUAUGGAGAGUGGUGACUGAUGAAAGUUAUGUAAAUUACAGUACCAAUUAUCAGAAAUAUGCUGGAUAAUGGCUCUGAUAUCAGAACCUGCCCGUUUUUAUUUAUUAAAUUUUUUUUUAAUUUUUUUUUUAAAUCUGUGUUUUGUCAGAACAGAUACUCCGUGUCACCAGCCCUCUCACACAGUGUAAGUUUUUUGAUGUGAGAAUUCUUUACAAUCUUUAUUGAAUACAUUCUGAGUUACUUUUCCGUUUCUGUCGUGGAUACUUUAAUUCCUAGGAAUUUCCCCUGGGAAGGGUGUGUGUGUGUGUAUAUAUACUACACUUCCAAAUGAUGUACAAAACAUCCUUUACGAAACUACUUCAUUUGAGGAGGCAUAGCCUUGAAAGAACACAACUGUAUAGCUGAAAGGUAUACAAAUGGUGGUAUCGAGUUUACCUGAGACAAAGGGACUACAUUGUAUUAUGGAACUGACAAAAAGCAGUAAUUUCCCAUCAGCUCUCGGUUGCAUUGGCUAAUGGUAACAGAUAUCAUCUCAUGUGAUGUGCAUACAUAGCUAUGCAUCUGGUGUAUGUACAGCAUUCUCAACAAGAUCUAUUUUGUUCUGUUGCGCAUGUGUAAGAGUACAACACAGAAGUCAUAGAAUAGUGGUGGCAAGGUGAUGAUGCAAAGGACAGGCAACUGUAGGCACAAAAAGGGCUUUAACUUAUUGAAGCUGUUAACUUGGCUGAUGUUUUAUGGCAGUGUGUCUUGCAUCACUACUACACUGUUUAGUCAACGCUUAGCAUACGUGCUCAGCCUCUGGAAGUCUGUAGCCCGGUUCCCAAUUACUAUAUGGCAGAGGCGGAGCCAUGACGCCAAUUUAUACGAGGAACUCUGAGUAUGACUGCCUGCUUCCCUUGGUUUUAAGAUGAGCAGUGCCUGGCUCUACCUACGCCACCUCGUCAUUAGAGGCCAAACUUCAGGCUGCUGUGGAGCAACUGUCUCCGCUUAAUGCUGAGGAAAUAGUUGAACAGUGAUGCAGGAUUAGUUGCUCAUGGACUCAAGGCGCUAUAACAACUUAAAUAAUUUUAAAUCUGUCGCUCUUCAUGCUCUCUCCAUGGCCAUCACGUACAAAGACCAUGUCUGUGCCACUUUAAUUCAGCAGCGGAAAAUGUCAGAAUUUUUCAUAUGGAGAUUGCUCACAUGGAAGUUGUAGAUAACCAAUUAUAGACAAAGCUUAAAACUAUAGGCUUUAUACUGUGUAUAUUGUGUUGAAUAUAAUUAAAGUUGUUCAAAACUCAAGGAAAGUUUUAUCACAGUGCAACCUAUUCUUCAGAGGAACAAUAUUUUUUUUAUAACAGGAGCUGAAUAAAGGGUGUGAGAGAAUUCUCAUGGCGAAUGGACUUCAUUUAGCCUCUGAACAGGACCCUUCCCCCUCCCCCCUUGAUAAUCUUUCCCUCAAAACCUCUACAUGGACAUUUACCGGAACUUAAAUAGGCCCAUGUGCAGAACAUAUAAAGAGAAGACCUAUGUGAACAAUUCCAGAAAACAUAAUGGGAAGGCAAGAGACUGGGAAAUUUACCAGGUUACAGAAGAGAGGCAGCCAUGUUUGGGACACUCAAGACUUAUUUCAUGCUAAGAAAUUAAAAUCGCUACAUGUCCAGUUAACCCUUUCAAUGUUCAACUUACACACACCAUACUAGCAACUGAAUAUACUGUUUCUAAAGUAAAUUCAGCAAUAGCAAAUAUACCAUGAACUAGAAAUAGCCUCUUUUGAAUUUCAGCAGAAAGAGCUGCAGAAAAGCAAUGGAAAACACCCAAGUACAUUUUUUAAGUUUAUUAUUAAUGACCUGUGCAUUUCGUGAGCUGCAGGCAAUCUCCAGCAGAGCAUAAAGACUGUUUUGUUUGGUUAAUAUAAAUGAAUCCACAGAGUGCCAUACUUAACUCUUUGCUGUUCCAAAUAUUAAACAAUCUGAAGAUAGAGGGGUCAGUGUAUUAUUAACAUGCAUUUGUUAAAGCAUUGCAAAGUAGUUGAGGCUUAAGUACUUGAUACACCUGAUAGAGUACAAACAUUUAACAAUGUGUUUUCCCCCCUCCUUUCUCUAGCAGGGUUUUACUUUUAUGUAUAAGACCAGCAUUAUGUAGCACAGGUAGUACGUGAGCUGAAAUACCUUCUUCCUAAACGGGAUUGUGUUUCUGGCCUCCCUUGACUGCUCCGGUCUCAUACUUUGAGAUUAAUCUCAUAUUACAAAGUUGGGUGCCCCCAGCAAAACCAAAAGGUAUUUCAUUUAGUGUAAGAAGCAGUGCAUAGAUUCACCUGUAUGUAAUUUGAGUUAGGCUUUGAGACUUAUAUAAUUCUUUGAGUUCUAAAAAUAGGGGCAGCAAGAGAGAAUGCUUUUUAGCGUACAUACAGCAGUAGGGACUAAGCAACAGAAGAAAUAUCCAACGAGCACCUAAUUGCAGGUGAGGGAAAGAACAUGAUGGGUUAUCACAAGUGAGAUGUGCAAUGAGCACAGUGUUGGAGAGAAGCCUCAAAUAAUGAGAAAUUUGAAAUGUUUGGGAAGUCACAACAGUGAUUGCAUAGUUUACUUUCUAUGGCAGAUCCUAGAAUAGUGGAAUGAGUUGUGGUAGUCCAAACAGGAAAGGGUCGCUCAGUGCAGACAUUUUUAUUGUAGAGUGACAGAACUGGGUAGAUUCUGUGUGUGUGAAGAAAAAAAAAAAGUGGUUAUUGAAUGAAAGUCAUCCACUAAAUAAGUAGCACACUUAAAUGAAAUAUAAGUAACAGAUUUUGGAGGAAUAAGGAACACUCUUGUCACCAUAACUUCGUCCUCUAAAUGAAAUUAUGUCAGCAGCCCCCUGGGCACUUUCUUUCCGUAAGGUUUUAAACCCCUAAUGCUGCCUCCAGUGCCAGAACGGCAUCUGAAUUCCAGGAUGUGUGCUGCCAGGCAGGGGCGUCACUGAUUGGCUAGAGUGAUCAGUGUGUGUGCGCGCACGUGUGUGUGUAUAUUAAUAUAUACAUAUAUUAAUAUAAAAAUACACUUAUAAUUAAAUCACACGUAUGUGUGUGUGUGUAUGUAUAUAUAUAUAUAUAUAUAUAUACAUACAUACACACACAUUACAAUAUAAAUAAGAAGCAAAAAAAAGGAAAUCAUUAAAAAAAAAUUUGUAUGUAAUUUUAUUCUAACUGUAUUUUGAGAUAUAUAUAUAUAUAUAUAUAUAUAUAUAUAUAUAUAUAUAUAUAUAUAUAUAUCUCUAUUCCUAUACAUAAUGACAUAAAUAAUUUCAUAUGCACGUAGACUUCAAAUAUAUAAAUGUGUAUAUAUAUUUAAAUUCUACGUGCAUACUUAUGUAAUAUUUUACAUAAUUAAGUAAUUUUUAUUGAUUUGUAAUUUGGGGGAUCUGCCUGACAACCCAGGCAGAAAGUCCAGAGAAUUUAAUUUUCUAGCACUGUAUUUAACCCUGUAACUUUCCAUGACACCCUAAAACCUGUACAUGGGAGGGGGGGGGGUGGACUGUUUUACUCGGUAGACUUCUUUUGCAAAUGGUAUGCCAUCAUGGUGGUAAUUCUCAAGUCCUGGGCUACCAUACGCGCUCAAAGGCAACAUAACCAAUCUGACCAAUUUCAACGUGAAAAAACUGAAAAUCAAGCCUUAUAUUUGACCCUGUGGGGUACUGUUAUACUCGGGAGACUUCGCUGAACACAAAUAUUAGUGUUUCAAAACAGUAAAACAUAUCACAGCGAUGACAUUGUCAGUGAAAGUGAAUUUUAUUUUUCGCACCCAAACUGCACUUUCACUGAUGAUAUUAUUGUUCUGAUAAGUUUUACUGUUUUGAAACCCUAAUAUUUGUGUUCAGCGAAGUCUCCCGAGUAUAACAGUACCCCACGGGGUCAAAUAUAAGGCUUGAUUUUCCGUUUUUUCACAUUGAAAUUGGUCAGAUUGGUUAUGUUGCCUUUGAGCGCGUAUGGUAGCCCAGGAAUGAGAAUUACCACCAUGAUGGCCUAUCAUUUUGCAAAAGAAGACAACCCAAGGUACUGCAAAUGGGGUAUGCUCAGUCUUUUUUAAUAGCCGCUUGGUCACAAACACUGGCCAAAGUUAGCUUUAUUCAUUGUUUGUUUGCAUUUUUAACACACAAAUAUAAAUGCUAACUUUGGCCAGUGUUUGUGACUAAGUGGCUACUAAAAAAGACUGGGCAUACCCCAUAUUGAAUACCCCAGGUUGUCUACUUUAAAAAAGUAUGUACAUGCAAGGUGUGAUUCAGAGAUUUAUGACAGAUAAGUGUUAUGUCACUAUUGUUACAUUUUUAAAAUAUAUAUUUUGAAACCGCAAUAUCCUACUUGUACUUAGAGCCCUAUAACUUAAAAAAGCUAAGAACAUGUUAACUCUGGGCAAAAUUUAGGAACUAUUUAGCACUGGUGUUUUUUUUGGCGGUUGUAGAUGUGUAACAGAUUUUGGAAGUCAGAAAAAGUAUGUUUUAAAAAAAAUAAAAAAAUAAAACAAAUUUCAUCAUUUUUAAAAAAAUGGUUUUUUUUUUUUUUUUAUAGUAACUUAUAUAUGAUGAAAAUAAUGGUAUCUUUAAAAAGACCAUUUAAUGUCGAGAAACAGUAUAUAAUAUGUGUGGGAACAGUAAAUGAGUAAGAGGAAAAUUACAGCUUAACACAAACACAGCAGAAAUGUGUAGCAGUAAAAACAGCCCUGGUCCUUAACGGUAAGAAAAUUGAAAAACGGUCUGGUCACCGGGCUGCCUUAGUCACGUGUGGCGGGGGUGUAACUAGCACCUCGUGCACAAAUGUAAAUAUCUCUCUGUGUGGUGUUUCAAGCUUAAAUGCUGAACAUACAGGCUCCUAUCACCAUGACCACUUCUAAAAGCAGAAGUUGGAGAAACCCUUUAAAUUAGAAAUUAAUCUACUUUUCCAUGGUAAUUCUGUGAGGCUUUGCGUAGGAAUACCUUUGGACUAUGAAUCUAUCUUUUUUUUGACACUUUUACAUGCCAUACAGUAUUCAGUGCUGGCUGCAAAAACAUUCGGGUCAUUCUUGAACGCUGCCAUCAUAGGGGUUGUAUUGACAAUAUAUGCAUGUGCACGGAGAAUGAUGUUUCUAAACCUUGAGCAUGCACUCAAUGCAAUCUGUAUGUUUCCUUAGUGGACCAGUUAUACGAAGCUUUCAGCAUCUGUUCUAGUAGUAUUUUAUUAAUUGUUCAGAAGUCAAAAUCCCCGGACACUGAAGAAAAUAACUUUGCUUUUCUUAGCCUAGAGAAUAGCUUUGGCUUCUGCUCUAAUGCCCUGAUCCACUUGAGAUUUGUAAUGUCUGUUCUAUUUGAUAAAUCAGCUAACUUUGCUUGCCCAUCCCUGUGGGGCUCCUUAUCUCAUUAUGUUACAUUUUAUUGAAUUUUGAGUUAUUCUGCCCAUAGAGAAACGAUAUUUGAAGCACACUAUACAACUGUGAUACAAAUGUGUUAUUGAGGUUGUUUGGAAAAUACCAUGAUAAUCAACUGAAUGGGCUGCACUACUGCGUAACAAGCAAUGUCUUUAGCAGCACUGCGUGUGAAUGGGGGAGGAGAAGCAUUGCCACUGAUGGAGUCACAAUAACCUUGGCAACUGCUACAGGAUAAAGGCAGAACGUAUGAUCUUUUAUACACUGCCUGGUUGCAUUCAUUUGUAUCAUCUGCCAUGUGAGAGUUUUCUGAAGCAGGUUACUGCAGUCAUGUGAAAAGACAAGACGUUUAAUAGGCACCAUCAGUUUGCCUCCUCCAAGUAAAUAUACCAAAAUACUGGGGAGACUAGAAUACAGAUGGGGUUCUAAGUCUGUGCGUCAUCCUCCUGCCUUUACUGUGAGCUUUAUGGCUGUGGAGCUUUACGUAUUAUGGACUAAAAAUCAGCCACCAAGCUUCAUGGGAGUUAUACACCCCCAGAAACAAGGCUGCUCUCAUCCUACCAUUGCUGCAGCAUUUGUAUGCAAAGUCCCAUCAUCCUCAACCAGACCCUUGUUGAGCAUGAUGGGAGUUGUAUUCCUCAACCGGAUUAGUCUAUAUCUGGUACUAAAUUUGUUGUUCCAAUUGUUUCCAACAUGUGUAACUUGGCUGCUUGCUUUUUUUUUUUUUCUUCUCUCAUGAUUAAUUUUUUUCUGACGCAAGCUUCCUGGGGCAUUUAAGAUUUUUUUUUUUUUCCAUCUUAGCAGCAAGGGCCUAUUCUCUCCACCCCCAAUGUUUCCUAGGCAUAGUUUGCUUCAAUGCCCUGUUCACUUCAGUAUUUCAGACUUAAUUGUAUUAACCCAUAAAAGCUGAGGCAAUAUAUUUAUGUUUAAUAUAAAUAAAUAUAUUGCUGUGUGUACUUCUUUAAGAACAGGACUCAAGAAGAUGGCAGUAAAAAAUUACGGCUUUAUUUAUAAAUAAAAGGUGAACAUGCACCAGUGAAUUCAAAUACAGAGGUUGGUUCUAUGCAUUUCGUCCAAAUAAACUUUGACUUCCUCAGGAACCUAAAAUCAAUUUGUGUAACAAUAGCAUACAAAAUGAUAUACAAAAAUAAAGCAGCCUGACCCUUCCCACCCUCAAGUCCUCUUAAAUAGGGCUAGUCCCUAAGUUCAUUGGUGGUUUCAUGGGCGUGUGUUUUCCUUCGAGAUCCGAUGAGUUGUAUCACCUGUGGGUCUCCAAUCUUCAUCCUUCCCGGCAGGUGCGCAAGCGACUGAUGUAAAUUGAAACCGGAAAUGCAUUGAACCUGGCACUUCGUGCGUUCCACCCGUUGUUUAUGAUACAAGACAGGAACCAAUAUGGCCGUGCGUUCCAUCAGUGAUGAUACAGACGUGAUAUGUGACUCCUGGUGGUAACUGAAUGAUAAAAAAAAAAUAUAAAUAUAUAUAUAUAUAUAUAUAUAUAUAUAUAUAAAAAAUAUGGAACAUAAGUCAGUCCGAAUACGAAUCUGUUGAAGAGAAUGAUUACUCCCACAUGACAUAGAAUGUAAACGUUUUAUGACUUCGUAAAUAUACAGAUAAACAGUAGAGACUCUAUAAUUUAACUUUAAUAUAGCAAUAUUAUUUAGGAGAUUUUUCCCUGUCUCAGUAUAGUAAUAAAGAUGCUCUGCAUGAGGACAUUCAGCAUCUGUGAAAUCAUUGAGGCAAUGCUUUUCUAUGGGGAGGGCCUUAUGCACACCUUUGGCGUUUUCCAUGCAGUACAUGCCUUUUGUCUCUCAUUUCCUGUAUUCUUGGGCAUGGAAUGUGAGCCUGAAUGCAUGGAUGCAUUUGUGUGGAAUGUCCGUGUCACUAUAUAUUUGUGAAUGCAGGUGUGUGUUUGAACCCAGUUAUCACUCUCUGGUCUUGCCACUUGUCCCUUCUCAUGUUACUUGCUCUAUGACUCUUCAUUGAAUAGACAUUGAUAUCUUAAAAUCUUCUCCAUUGUGAGAUGUUUUGCUCCUUUCAUGACACAAAAAUGAGCAUAUAAUCCAGGGCUCAACAAAUCCCAGGUGACUAGGCAUUCUGCCUUGGCGUCGAGGAUAUGCGAGCCCCUUAACUCCAAGGCGGGCAGGCGGCCAGCGGCAAGCUAAGGGAUUUUGUAGGAAGGUGGCUUGCUGGGUGGACCUGGAGGCGGGCGGCUGGCUGCGCAUAUUGUUGCUGGUGGCGAGGGAGCUGUGUUGUCCUUGCUCUUUCCCCAACCUUCCUACAAAAUCCCCCAACUUCCCGCCCGCCUCUAUAAUCCUCCAGCAUUCCGCCUACAAGUAUUAAAACAAGCAAUAAUGUGUGUGUGUUUAGGUGACCAGACCCCUUCGGUUUGCAAGACCCCCAAACGUCGUGCUGGUCUCCAACUGGCCCUGCCUCUAUGGCUGAGAUUAUCAAAGUUGAUCUCAGCCAAUCCAAUGUUUUCCCAUAGAAUUGGCUGCAAAACGCUGCACCAAUCAGCAUCUCCUCAUAGAGCUGCAUUGAAUCAAUGCAGCUCUAUGAGGAGUGUUCAGGGCCUCCAUGCAGAGCGUGGAGACACUGAAUGUAGGUGCUGCACACUGUGCAGGACUGUCACUAGGAAGCAAUGUAAAACACUGCAUUUUCUCUGAAAAGGCAGUGUUUACAUUGAAAAGCCUGCAAGGACAGGCUAUAGACACCAGAAACACUACAUUAAGCUGUAGUUGUCCUGGUGACUAGUGUCCCUUUAAGAAUUGUAUUUUUGUCGUUGAAUAUAAAACUUUGCAAGUUUAAAAAAAUAAUCUGGCUCCUAACUUUUUUUAGCUGGCUCCUAGAUUCCAAGCAAAUUUGUCAAGCCCUGAUAUAAUUAUUGUCUUAGGUGUAGAUUCAUGCUACAAUUAGUGCUGCAGACCACCUCUUUUUACAUGCGUGCCGAAAGGUUAUCGCUGUGCCAUUUUACGUAUUGUGUGAAUUUUCUGUUUAAUGCUGUAUAAGUCAAAUUAGCAUUUAACAUUGCAAAUGGGCUUUUAAUAUGAAUUGGCCUGUAACACUACCUUACUUUUAUAGGUUUACUGCUGCUUCUCUGCAUUAAAAUAGUUGCUGAUUAGAGCCUGAUUGUAGUAUUAGCGCACCUGUUGUUGUUUUUUCUUUUUAAAGCAAUUAAUCUUUUUGGAUAUUUGAUAGUAGACUUAUGCACAAAUCCCUUUCAACUGCUUUAAACAAAUUAAAUACCUGUUAAUCUAUGGACGAAUAAAUAGGUUAGUUGGGUAAACCAUGAAUCCGUUUAUUAGUUUGACCGUAGAUUGACAGGCAUUUGAUUCGUUCAACACAGCUGAAAGGAAUUUUGCACAAGUCUAGUUGAGUUUACUAAAUUCAUAGUUGGAAUAUCGAUCCUCUCUGUUUUAUUAAAGGGGAAUGGUCAAUUUCCAUGAUCUGUAAUGUGUUCGUUUAGCGAAUAGAUAUUUGUGAAAAAUAAAAUUAAAGGAACACUAUAGAGUAAGGAAUUCAAACAUGUUUUCUUGACCCUAUUGUGUUAAAAACACCCUCUACCUUUCUCCCUUAAUAUAGUACAAUCUUAUCUUUAUUCCAGUCUACUGCUGCUGGUUCUGCCCCUGAUCUACCUGCUUGAUUGACAUCAUCAAGUGGUGGUCUGAGCCAAUCACCGUGCUUUCACAUAGGAAAGCAGUGGACUGGCUGAUCUUGUCAAGGAGGCAGAUCAGGGGCAGAGCCAGCAGAACCCAAACACAGCCCUGGCCAAUUAGACUCUCCUCAUAGAGAUGCAUUGAUUCAAUCCAGCUCUAUGAGGAAUGUUCAGUGUCUGCAUGCAGAGGAUGGAGACACUAAAUGUCAGGGCUGUGCACUGCUACAGGAUGCACCUCUAGUAUCCAUAUGAGAAGUGGCCACUGGAGGUAUCACUAGGCUGUAAUGUAAACACUGCAUUUUCUCUGAAAAGAGUGUUUGCUGCAAAAAGCCUGAAGGGACUGAUUAUACUCACCAGAAUAAAUACAAUAAGCUGUGGUUGUUUUGGUGACUAUAGUGUCCAUUUAAAUGUAGAAAUUUUACUACUGGGCAGCCCCAUUUAGGAUUGUGUCAUUAAUUGUUUUAAUAUUUGCCCUUUUGUACCUGGCAGUCAGCAUAGAUAAAGUAUGCAGAGAAGAGGAGAAAUGAAACAAUGUGUCCGUACUGUAGUGGAUUUUUGAUGUAUUUGCUAAAUAUUUUAUUUGCGUUUGAAAGAAACAGCAUCUUAUUGAGGAAAGAAGUUCAAACAAGUUAUAGAUACUUUUUAAAAUUGUAUUCAAUGCUGUUAAUUCCAGAGAGUUACUAAUCACCCUUUAAAAUCAUCUUCCCAAGAAAGAGUAGCUUGCAUAUUCUUGGUAUAACUGUAUGUGGUUAAGAAGUUCUUUAAAACAACACUUAUGGGUGGAGCAGACAGUUAUUUCUUUAGAAAUAUAUAUAUAUAUAUAUAUAUAUAUAUAUAUAUAUAUAUAUAUAUUGCAAGAACAAUAAGACUGUCUCUCUUGAAUUUCCUCAGAGACAUUUUAAAGAAACGCUCUAGUCACCUAAACAACUUUAGCUGAAUGAAACCGUUUUUGUGUGUGGACCAUGCCUGUCCGGUUUCACUGCUCAAUUCACUGUCAUUUAGGCAUUAAAUCACUUUGUUUCGGUUUAUGAAGCCCUUGUCUUACCUCCCCUGGCUCUGAUUGACACAGCCUGUAUGAAAAAAAACAACUGAUUUCACUUUGUCAGAUGUAAUUUACCUUAAACAAUUGUAUCUCUUUCUCUGUAAAUUGAACCUUAAUCACAUACAGGAGGCUCUUGCAGGGGAUAAGAAAAUCUAAAUUAAACUGAACUUGCAAUAAAGGAAGGAUAGAUUGUAGAUGACUCUUUACAGGAAGUGUUUAGGGAGGCUGUGCAAGUCACAUGCAGGGAAGUGUGACUAGGGUUCAUAAACAAAUUGAUUUAACUCUUAAAUGGCAGAAAAUUGCACAGUGAGACUGCAGGGGCAUGUUCUAUACACCAAAACUGCUUCAUUAAGCUAACAUUGUUUUGGUGACUAUAGUGUCCCUUUAAUUGAAUCAAUGCAUCUCUAGGAGUAAAAAGCUUUAAGGGAAUGAUUCUACCCACCAGAACAAAUACAAUAAGCUGUAGUUCUAGUAAGUAGUGUCCCUUUAAGCCCUGAUGUAGUUUAACACUUUGUAGCGUUUUUACAGAGCCCAACCUGAAGACAGCUGCUUUCAGUAUUGUGAAUGGUUUUGACAGCUGUGGAGGUGAUGGUGGAACUUCGUAAGUGCGUGCCUUCCUGGCCAGCUUGCAUACAAAUACUUGCAGAAGGAGACUGAGAACUCUCUCCACCCGAUAGUGCCUUCUAACGUUAGGAGGAGCCAAAGACACGUCCAGCAGGUGCAGACCACGUGCAUCGCUCAGAGCAUUUUCGUGGGUUAUCACAGCAACACUCUGAUUAAUUACCUAACAAAAUCCUCUUUUUAAAAUUUAUAUAUAUCACCCUAACUGCUGAUGUGGUUAUGGCGCCAUUAGUCUGUGCAUUCUGUCCACUUGUUCUGAAUCAAACACUUUUCAAAACUUUACCAAAACUGGGGGUCUCUAAGGCACUUGUUCAGCAACUCCUCACCAGAAUUCCACUUCUGCUUUAGCAGUAUCCAUUUCAUCUAGUCUUCAUUGCCAAACGUGUCGGUAGAGCCAAUGAUGCUCUGCAUCUCAUCCAAUCAGUGACCUCCAAAUAUGGAUCUGCUACACUAGUAGUUACAGUGAGUGAGGCUGGUUUUACUCAAAGUAAGAUCCUUGGAAUGGUGCUGUAGCCUAAUACCUUCAGUGUACCUAAGUGUGGGAUUUGACUACAGUUCAGGCAAAGCCAGGACACAAUGCAAAAGUGCAAAUGAGAACGAUGUUCAGUGUCCGAGAAGCCCAACAUUAAGGAGAAUGAUUGACAGGGAACAAAGAUUGAGUCGACCAGUUGCAGAAUAAAAUAAGUGAGGAUUUCUCUGUUUAUUUCUGUUUCCGAUGUCACAUAUGUACGUGCGUAUAUGGGUGAUAAGUAAGCCUAAUAUAUUAAAUUAAAAGAAACUUGAGACCAGGUUUAUGCUGUUAACUCCUCAUUUGUGCUUCAAUGACGUCUAUACUUGCUAAUUCAUGUUAUGUGACAUGUAAGGAGAGCUACAGCUCCUGUUGCAAGUUUACGUUUUUAGCAUACAUUGAAGGAGCACUAAAGCAAACAUGUUUUCCUAACACUUUAUUGUUCGUGACCCUAGUUACAUAGGUUGUCUUCAUCCCCGAGUGCAAUAAAAAUAAAGGUUUGGGGGGGAGGGGAGGGUUUUUUUUCUUCCUUUUUAUUUUUUUUAUUUCUCUCUUGCUUUAAUUUUUCCAGCACCAAAGGCUUCAUCUGUGAUGCUUUCCUUUCCACCUCCCUCAACAUAAUAGAGGAAACCUGGCCUCAUCCAGCAUGGUCCAGCACACUGCCCCUGCUCCUGGAGGAGCAUUGGGUACCUGGUGCUCAUGAUUGGAGAGCACUGUGCGUUCAUCGAAGCUUCCCCAUAGGAAAACAUUGAAUCUAUGGGAGCUUUUGCCUCAUGUGACAAAGUGUUACUUGGUCAGUGCAGUGGCAGCACCUCUAGUGACUGUCCGUAAACAUUCUUCAAGGUAAACAUGGCCGUUGCUGUAAAACGGCAGGGUUUUGUUUUUUCGUAUUUUAGUUUUUACCUUGAAUAUUUACAUUCACAGGACCACUGCACCGAGGCUUCUUCAUUGAGAUAAAAGCAUUGGUGACUUAAAAUUUAAGAAUGUAUCCUCCUGCACUAGCUCGAUAAAUGGUGUAACCUUUCUUUUUAAAGAUGAAAAAUAUCUAGUAUGAAAAUCUAUAUUUAGUAUGUAGCCCUGACCCUGUAAUAGAGACAUUGAAAUUGAAUUGAGAGACGCACUAGAACUCUGCCUUCAUAUUAAUCUUUCAAAGCAUACAUAAUUUGCUGCUUUGUUUUUUUUUGUUUUUUUUUUUGCAUGAGCACACUCUGGUUAGAUCCCUGCAAAAUAAAGAAAUAUCCUCUGGACAAAAGUAAAGCAGUUUACAAUUAUGGCCAAAACAAUUUCCAUUGCUUCGCAAUCUUCAGACCACAACUAUUAAUAGCAUUGAAGGUGCAUUGCUUUCUGUAAAUGGAAUAUGUUUGCAAAGUCACUAAUGGCUAUGUGAAAUUCAUAGUUUGCAGGGAUUUGGUCAUCCCCAGAAUGUAAAAUGCUUUGGUUAGGCCAUUCAGUUUAAAGUUAACAUAAGCUACUCUAAGCACCAGAACUUUAGCUAUAACCUCCCCCCACCUCCCCCUUAAGAAUAAAACCUCCAAACUUCAUAACUACUACUGCAUGAUGCAGUGGCUAUAGAGCCAGUGCCCUGUAACCCUACCCAAUUUGUAUGGAGCCAAACAGUUUUAGAACAGUAUGACUUCUUGCUUGUGGUCUGCUUGACACUUCUCUUUCCUUUCAUUACCUCAGCCAAGGGCAGAAAGCCCCUGUUUGAGUUUUCAUUGCCUCUCCUGAAACAAGGAACAACACCGUGGUUGAGUAUGUCAUCUGAUUGCUGUCAAUGAUCUAAUCCUUGUACUGCAGGGCUCAGAGGUUCCAGCUGUCUGGAAGUGGCACCUGGCAGAUCCCAGGUAAGAAGUCUACCUGUUCCAAAACGGUUUGCCUCCUUACAGGGGCACUCUUGGCACUGCUACACUGUGCUCCGCCAACAUGCUAUCUGAAAAUACUCUGCUUAAAAACAGACCAAAUGAAUCAACUCAGACAUUUGUUAAAUGUGUGAGUUAUUGCAUUUGUGUUACACCCAGACCACUUCUGCCCAUAGAAGGUGCCAACUCCCAUCACCCUUAACCCCGCAAGUGUAAUAAUUGCAGUUUUUAUAAACUUCAAUAAUUACCUUGCAGGGUUAAGUUCUCCUCUAGUGGCUGUCUGAUAGACUGCCACUAGAGGGACUUCCAUGUUCUUAGAACACGAAAAGUGUUUUAAACGACGCUGGACGUCCCCACGCUAUGCUUGAGGACCUCCAGCGUCACCUUUGAAGAAUGCUUUUCUAUGGGGGUCUAAUGCGCGCAGCCAUUGUCGCAUAUGCGCAUUAGGUCUCCCCUGCCGGCUGAUGUCUGUGGGGGAGGAGCGUGGGAGGGAGAGGGGCACUGCAGGAUUCUGCAGUGCCAGGAAAACAGGUUUGUUUUCCUGGCACUGGAGAGUUCCUUUUAAGGGUGUAUAGGUUGCAUAAAAUUACUGUUGGAUCCUUGCACUACUAGAUAAAUAUGAGAAAUUAGAAAAGUCAGAUAUGCCAGUGAUUAUAUUAACCAAAGACCACAAAAUACCAAUAUCGAGUAAUGAUGUAGACUCGUUAUCUGGACUGUAGGGAUUGAACCCCAAGAGACAUGAUGCCAAGAAUUAAAAAAAAAAUAAGAGAUUUCACAGUACAGAUCCUUCCUAGUUCUUCUGCCAAAGGAAAAACGGCUGCUGCGUGGGUUAUGAGAAACAUAAACACAAAAUUGUGCAUGAGAGCAGAAUGGAAAAGCCUUAAGAGCCUUAAGAAAGCAGAUUAGAGAGUCUGGGUUAAAACCUGCAUUUUAAUGCACUUGGAAAAAUAAUAUAUACAUAUCUAUUUAUUGCCUUGUCCAAGUCCCUAAAAUCCUGCCUCUGCAGUCUUGCAGCACCCUCUUUUUGCUCAGCACUAACUUUCCUGUUCCUGCUGGGCAGUGUCUAAACAGCAGCCUUGAGGACAUGGUGAGCACACCGGAAGCUAUUAUAAAUAAAUAUAUACACUCCACCUCCCUCUCCUGUCCAGACUUGGAGGGUAAGGAAAUACACAUCUUUAUUUUUCUGAUCUUAGACUCGGUUACUGACAUUAUUUCAACAUUCUGUCCCAUAUUCUAAAUGUAUAUAUUAGAGUAUUAUAGCUUAAUUAAAAAGGGGGUUGAUGAAAUUUGGCUUCCAGAUAAUGGAAAAUAAAAGGGAAUAAAAUAAAGAAAAAUAAAUCUCAAAUUAAGCUGAUAUAAAGGAAAAUUAGUAUUUUAAUCAUUUAUAAAAUCUGAAUACUAGAUAAACCUAGGAUCACAUUGUCCAAAACUGCAUUGGGAAGCUUGAUAAGCAUACCUUGUUGUAUACAUUAGCACUUAGGACCAGGCGUGGACUUUAUCCCAUAUACACAUCAUGAAAUAUUUACUUAAACACUUGAGGUCUCAGGGUCCACUCCGAGCGACAUUUUAUACAGGAUAUAUUUUCUAGGCAUGAAACAAAAGGCAGAAGUUAAUAGAGUUUAUACCAACAAUAUACAUCAAGUAACACUUAAACCCUUUUGGUUAUUUUUCAUUGCAGUAGCUUGAGAAAAACUCUAAAUAUAAUGAAAAAUUUCCAGGUCCACAGUGGAAUAAACUUUAGGCUGGUUUUGCAUGUACCGUAUAUACUCUAGUAUAAGUCGACCCGAAUAGAAGACGAGACCCCUAAUUUUACCCUCAAAAAACUGGGAAAACUUAUUGACUCGAGUAUAAGACUAGGGUGGGAAAUGCAGCAGCUACUGGUAAAUUUCUAAAUAAAAUUAGAUCCCUCAAAAAUUAUAUUAAUUGAAUAUUUAUUUACAGUGUGUAUGAAUGCAGUGUGUGUGAUGCAGAGCCUUGGUGGGGGGUGGGCAUUUUUUUAUUUUUAUAUUUUUAUUUUAUUUAAAUUUUUAUGUUAUUUGUUUUUGUCCCCCCUCCCUGCUUGUUAGCUGGACAGGGAGGGGGGCUCUCAUUCCCUGGUGGUCCAGUGGUAUGCACUGUGUAGGAGGGGGGCUGGCAGGAAGUUGUUACUUACCUUUCCUGCAGCUCCUGUCAGCUCCCUUUUCUCUCCUCCGGUCCGGUCAGCUCCCUUGUAAGUCUUGCGGUGUGACUGCCGGGCGGAGCGUUGCCACGGUAACCCAUGGCUCUCGCGAGACUUGCAGGGGAGCUGACCGGAGGAGAGAGAAGGGAGCUGACAGGAGCUGCAGGAAAGGUAAGUAACAACUUCCUGCCAGCCCCCAACAGGACCGCUGGGCUUGUAAUGAGCCCGGCGGUCCUUGUCUGUAUUAUGGCAAUGUAAUAUUGCCAUAAUACAGACAAUCACUCCAGUAUAAGACGAGUGAGGGUUUUUCAGCACAAAAAAUAUGCGAGUAUAUACGGUAUAUCAAAUUAAUUCUAUUGUCCUUUAAGAAGUUAUACAAAGUAUGGUAAUAGCGGCAGGAAAUUCAGAUCAACAUUAAAUAGGUCUCUGACCAUUUUUUUAAAAGAGCCUAGAUUGAAGGUAUAUUGUUACAAAUGUUCAGCUUUAUACAUAUAAUGCGCUAAGGAAACACAAAACCAAGUAUGCAAGGUCAUUAUGUCAACCAUUGCUUGAAACGAGCAUACCCAUGGCUAUUUCUACUAGCAUGAAUAAUUGUACCAUAGGUAAUAGAUAAAUUGUUGUAUCAAGGUUAUUCUUCAAAAUUCUUUGUCAUGUACAAAAAAGAGCAGUUAGCAAAAGUUCAGUUAGAGGAAAAAAAAUUAGUUGAAGCAUAAAUCGCAUUCCUUUGUAUUCUAUAAAGUAUGAAAUACUCUACCUAAAAAUUGCUCUUUGAAACCCUUUUUGCACCAUUAUUAUAACUGGUUAUGGUGUCCAUAUAUUUAUUUUUAGCUACAGACUGCUGAGUUUUCUACUUAAAGAGACAUACUACUUAUCUCAUUAAAGUGGUCUGUUGCAGUGUCCCUGUCCCCCUUUACCCUGCAUUUAAAACAUUGCAUUUUUAAUGAACUCUCAAUUAUGGUCUGCCAGACAGCUGCUAGAGACGCUUCCUGCAGUGAAGCGCUGUUUGAUGUCAUCACGCUUUGCAUGAGGACGUCCACCGUCUUCCAAGUCAACAUAGGAAAGCAUUGAUUCAAGGGCGGGGUGUGGGGGCAGAGGGCUACUAUAGCGUUAGGAAUGCAUUGAAAGCAUUUAAUCCAUUUCUCUUAAAAUUGGCACUUUUAUGAAUUGUGACAUGGGUUAAGUUCUGAAUGGUAAGUGUACAGAAAGCAAGCUUAAGUGUUUUAGGUGUCUGGUGUGUUCCUUUUUAAAGAAGCAGAUUCAGACAUAUUUGAUUAUAUAACAAUAUCUACCCUAAAGGAACACUUAGCACCAGGUGCUGCUUUCUGCCUCCACUUCCUCAGCCACAGAGCCAGAAACUACUGCUUUUGAGAUUGUUAGCUCUCCUGAGCUAAGCCUUGCAGUGCUUAUCAAGCUCAUUGGCUAAGAGCGCCAGCUGUUCUGUCAUCCAAUGACCCAAGCCCUGAAACUCCGGGCUUUGUCCAGAGUGCUUCCUGCUCUCUGGCUGAUGUAGUGGGCGUUCAGAGAGGUGCCUGGCAUACCCAAGUAACUACCAACGAAGGUUUGUGAGCCCAUGGGGGCCCAUGUCAGGUUAUCAGUUUGUGUCCCCUCUUCAACCCCUCCCCUCCACCCCCCCCCCUUCAUUUUUCAAUAGGUAUAGUUAAUGGGGCCAAGAAUAUACAUUGUUCAGGGGCCCCUAAUUUAACCCCUGGGCCCUUGGCAGCUGCCACCAUGGAUAACCUUGUAGUCAGUCAUGCUCCAAUAAGUGUGCUGUACUGGUUAUGCUGCUUGGAGUGUUCCUUUAAAGAUGCAUGCAAUUUUUCCCCUUAAAGGGACCCCUUCAGUUUUUCAAUAGGUAUAGUUAAUGGGGCCAAGAAUAUACAUUGUUCAGGGGCCCCUAAUUUAACCCCUGGGCCCUUGGCAGCUGCCACCAUGGAUAACCUUGUAGUCAGUCAUGCUCCAAUAAGUGUGCUGUACUGGUUAUGCUGCUUGGAGUGUUCCUUUAAAGAUGCAUGCAAUUUUUCCCCUUAAAGGGACACUAUAGUCACCUGAACAACUUUAGCUUAAUGAAGCAGUUUUGUUGUAUAGAACAUGCCCCUGCAGCCUCACUGCUCAAUCCUCUUCCAUUUAGGAGUUAAAUCCCCUUGUUUAUGAACCCUAGUCACACCUCCCUGCAUGUGACUUUCACAGCCUUCCAUAAACACUUCCUGUAAAGAGAGCCCUAUUUAGGCUUUCUUUAUUGCAAGUUCUGUUUAAUUAAGAUUUUCUUAUCCCCUGCUAUGUUAAUAGCUUGGUAGACCCUGCAAGAGCCUCUUGUAUGUGAUUAAGGUUCAAUUUAGAGAUUGAGAUAUAAUUAUUUAAGGUAAAUUACAUCUGUCUGAAAGUGAAACCAGUUUUUUUUUCACGCAGGCUCUGUCAAUCAUAGCCAGGGGAGGUGUGGCUAGGGCUGCAUAAACAGAAACAAAGUGAUUUAACUCCUAAAUGACAGUGAGUUGAGCAGUGAAAUUGCAGGGGAAUGAUCUAUACACUAAAACUGCUUUAUUUAGGUGACUAUAGUGUUGCUUUAACAAGUUCCCCUUCAGUGUAAAGCAGGAUCCACUGUGCCAACACAAUUCCUUAUUUAAACUUUGCUAUUUACCUGCAAAUCUGUUUUAAGCAAAGCCUUUCACUUCCUUACUACCUCUGCUCAGUUGGAACAAUCCCUGAUGCUGUCACUAUCUGCAUCUUGUCUAAUCAGCUGCUCAAGCAAUGUAUAUCUGUGAAGAUAUACAGCGAUUUUUAUACCUCCUCUGGUGGCAAUCUCAUCUUAACGUUUGCUAUUAAAGAAGCAACGGUGAAAGUAUAAUUACGUAGUUAAAUAGGCUGAAAAGAGACGUAUCCAUCAAGUUCAGCCUUCCUCAAAUGUUUUUUUGCUAGUGAUGCAACAAUCCAGUGUGAAGCACUUGCAAUAUCCUUAUUGUUCUUAUGAUAAACCUUUCCUUUGCUUUAGACUAAAUCUUCUUUCUUCCAGUCUAAACGCAUGACCUUGUGUCCUAUGUAAAGUUCUGUUUGUAAAUAGAUUUCCACACAAUGGUUUGUAUUGGGCCCCGGAUAUAUUUGUAUAAUGUUAUCAUAUCCUCUCUGAGACAACGUUUUUCUAAACUAAAGAGGUUUAAAUUUGUUAACCUAAUGUUCUUGUUAGUAAGACACUGAAAGUACCUCCCCCCCUCCCCAACAGUACUAAGUAAGGUUUUCAUUGACUGAUAUUGCAAUGGCCUCAUCAUGUAAUAAUUACAUUGCAGGACUAAGAUUGACAGCCCCUAGAGGAACUUCCUGCUUGUUAUGUGACUUUUGGUUGCCUAACUGACGCUAGACGUCAUCUGCAUCAGUAAAACCCCCAUAGAAAAGCAUUGUUGCAAUCAAGCGGACAAGCUACCUCUGUUCUGGAUGGUACGGGUUGGGGUGGUACGGGUUGGGAUGGUACGGUACAGGUGUGGUGAAGAGGGAGAGAGAGAGAGAGAGAGAGAGCAGCAAAGGGGGAGAAUUAUUUCCUUAACGGUUUAAUCUCGUCUGUAAAGUAGCAGACAAAGCUAUCGACUGAGGUUAGUUUGGGGGGUGGCUUCACCAGGGCGAAGGAGAGAGUUGAAGGUAUCAAAGAGAUGCCUGGAAUUACGUGAUCAUGAAUUAAGGAGAGCAGAAAAGUAUGAUUGUUUACCAUGGGUAAGGGUUGUGUUGUAUGAACACUGAAUUUAUAUCUGAAAAAGUCUGGAAUGGUGCAGGACUUUCUCCAGCAGCGUUCAGCUGAACGAGAGCUUCUCAAGUUUUACUGCUCAAAUAAUUACCUGUUAAAACUAGUAAUCGACCGAUUAUCGGUCUGGCCGAUAUUCGGUAUUUUCUGCAAUAUCGGUAUCGGCCAAUAAAGAUACCGAUAUUGCAUACCAGGACCACUGGGCCCAUUACAAACCCCGCAGUCCUGGGGGGGGCCAGCAAGCGCUUACUGACCUUCCCUUCAGCUCCCCUGUGUAAAUCUCGCGAGUCCCGCAGUUAUAAUGGCAACACUCCGCGCAGCACGCUGUCCGCGAGAGUUACACAGGGGAGCUGCAUUCACUAUACACACUACACACACUCUGCAUUCAUUAUAUACACACUACACAAAUACACACUGCAUCCACUACACAAACACACACAGCUCCCCUGUCUAAACACUCUGCAUUCACUACAUGUGGCCUGUAUAUUUUGUGCAUUUACCUUUAGAAAUAUUUUAUUUUUUUCAAAAUGGUAAAUGUACAAAAUAUAUCGGUAAGUUAUUGGCUACUGGCCUGACAGUUCAGAGUAUCUGGGUCGAUCCCUAGUUAAUACAUUUUUGUUUGUUUAUGCAGCCCUAGCCACACCUCCUCGACUGUGACUGACACAGCCUGCGUGAAAACAAAAUGGUUUCAUUUUCAGUCAGAUGUAACUUACUUUAAAAGCUUUUUAUCUCCUGCUCUAUAAUUUGAGUUUUACUUACAUACAGAAGACUCAUGCAGGGUCUAGCAAGCUAUUUGCAGAGCAGGAGAUUAAUUCUAAAUCAAACAGACUUGACAAUAAAGGAAGUGUAAACAUUAGAUGACUCAUUACAGGAAGUGUUUAGAAAGGGUGUGCAAGUCACAUGCAGGGAGAUGUGCCUUGGGCUGCAUAAGCAAAGUGAUUUAACUCCUAAAUGGCAGAGAAUUGAGCAGUGAGGCUGCAGGGGCAUACACCAAAAUGCUUAAUUAAGGUAAAGUUGUUUUGGUUACUAUAGAGUCCCUUUAAUCUAAAAUAUAUAUAAUAUUUUAUCAUUGCCAUGCACUAUUUUGUGGCUGUAGGAUCAUAGGUUUGAGUUGUGACUUACUUUAUUUGUGUAGCAAGAUAGCUUGGUUGGGCCUUGCUGUACUAAUUAAAAGUGGUAGUAACUUCACACUGCAACUCGUGACACUAAUACAAAGCCUUUUUCAGACCUUGACCGUGAACCUUUAGUUUGCAAUUGAAAUCUUCCUAGAAUUUCUUGAAACUUAUCAGCAGCCAUAAACCUGCCCAUAUAUUGUUAGCACAGUUAUUAAUGGGGAUACAACUCUUGACAUAGCAAUGUUCUGACCUUAACACCUAGAUAACAUUAUGUGCUUUGACUAAAACUUGAGGGUGCCCGCGCAAUCCAUCAAUACUGCCAAGGUGAAAUGCCAAGUUCCCAACCAGGCAAUGAAUGUUUCUUCAAUAAUUAUUCACCUGCAUUGCUAAUGUUAUUUAAGACUGAUUGUAAGGUAAAUUGCAUUUUAAGUUUAGCGUUCUAUUACUACCUUCCCUCCCACACAUAAUUUUACUUCUUAGUGCGUCAUGAUUGAAACAUAAUGCAUGAAGGAAUGCAAACAAAAUUAAAUCUGCAUCCUUUGGAUUGACCAAGGUGUGGCUGAACUUUUUCAGCCAAUCUUGGUGCUGCGAUUUUCAAAAGAAGGUCCGUACAUGCAUUAUAUAAAGUCCUACCAAGCAUGGUUUUAUAAGAGAUGUAGUUGAGUAGUGACAAGAAGAGUCAUUUGUGUAUACAUUGAAGGGACACUUUUGUCACAGCACAACUACAGCUUAAUGUAGUUUUUCUGGUGAGUAUAGUCAGUCCAUGCAGGCUUUUGGCUGUAAACACUUUCUUAUCAGAGGAAAUGCAGUGUUAACAUUACAACCUAGGGACCCCUCCAGUGGCCACUCCUCAGAUGGCUACUAGAGGUGCUUCCUGGGGCUGUGAUGUACACCACUGGUAUUCAAUGUCUCCACCCCCAACACAGAGACACUGAACCUUCUUGACAGGUCCACUUUAACCAGUGAACUAAAGCACAGAUUCCUUUAGCAAUGCUUUGGUCAACCACACCAUUAAGCAUUCCUUGGCAUACUAGAUGGUUUGAGCUAUCUGGAGUGUUUUGUAACUGUAAGCACACAUCUGCUCAGAUGAGAAGGGAAGACUAUAUCGGCCUAUCUAAUGUUUUAAAGGCGGAAGAUUUUUAAAUUUUUUUUUUUUUUUGCUAAUCUUACCUCAUUCUCCACAACCAGGCUAAUGCUCCAUAGUCACCCUUUCCUCUCUUUUAUUACACUAGUACAAAGCCUCUUUUUGUUUAGAGCAAUUUAUUAGUUCUCCUGGCAACAGAUGUGCUUAGCGCAGAGCAACUGCGUUACAUAGACUCCAGUGAGGAUUAAAGAAUAAUAAACCAGAACAUGUAAUUACAGAAGACACUUUUUUUUCUCAUUUCAUUUUUAUUUCCAAUUAACCGCUUACACUAGUGGACAAAUAGAAGUUCACAAUACAACACUGUUUUUAAAGAGUCAAUCCAGGAAAAGGCUUAAAACAAAGCAAAAAAAAAAAAAAAAAACACUUGUAAGAAGCUUUACUAUGCAGAAGAAAAUAUUGGUACAUAACUAUCUUACAACCCCCUCCUAGUUUAGUUGUUCUACAAUAUAAAAGUAGUGGCCUUAAUAUUUGAUGGUGGAAGAGCAGAAUGUGUCUUGAGGGCCUCUUAAAGUAGCAUGACUUCCUGGCUUUUGGUACCUGUAUAGCUCUGUAGAGUUACAGGAAAGAUCUUAACCAGGACACAGCAGCAAUUGUCACAUCUGAUCCAGGUAUAGCAACCCUUCCUCAUAGACUGCAUAAUCACAUGCUGAAUAUAAUUGGAAAUUUAGUUUCAAAUUAGUAGUUUACAAACAUUUAAUUCAUCAAUCACUAAUUUAGUCUGCUUACUAUGAAUAUCUUUGUUAAAUAUAUUAACUUGUAAAGUAACUGUGCAUAGCUAACAUAGCACUUCUCCUUAAAACACAUUAAAUGAUAUGGUUUUCACCCUGCAUCAUAGUGUAUUUUCCCACUGAACUGCUUUUCCUCUAAUUGGAAUGAGAUCCUUUGUAAAGAACCCUAACAAAGUAGCGUAUUCAGUACUAAUAAACCCUUGCCAAGCAGAGGUUCAUAGUUUACACAGUUAAACAUGCAGAGUAGGUUUCAUUCAUUAAAAUGUGGUGGAAAUGUUGGUCCAGCUGAUGGCAGUUGCUCUGUGAUGACUUUUAUAGCAUAUGCUCACCCGUAAGUUAGCCCUCUAUCUGUUUUUCCUGUACAUAACCAUUCUUUGGUUUCUUAUAAUAUACCGCCACCAAGCCAGCUCAUUUCGUGCUGUACUAUCACUUUUGGGGUAUUUGUUAGUUUUUGGUUUUUUUGGCCAAAAAACCACAAGAUGACAUGUCGGUGUGGUUGAGUGGGACGCAAUCAAGGGCAGACUAGAUGGGCCGAAUGGUUCUUAUCUGCCGUCACAUUCUAUGUUUCUACCUUAAGCUAUCAUCUUCUUACUGUCAAACUUCUUUGGUUCCUGGUGAGUAUUGACCUCAUUUGCCCGUAGCUGUCCUCGCUAUUGUAAUCUUACACAUGCACGAAAGGACAAAACAUUGUUUGAGGAUCUUAAGAGGCAGCAUGUUGUUCCAUAGAUGAUCACACGUGCACAGUAAAUUGCCAUAGACAUUGUGAGACUGCCUGUUCCCAUCAGCCGUUGACAGAGAGCCAAUGGGAAAUAUGGUGGUGAAAACUCCACCUUUUGUCAAAGACUGAAGAAGACUUGCACUGCAAGUGCACUUACACUGAAAUUUCAAAUAAAUUUCAACAUGCACAAAUAGAUAUUUGUAAGGAUAGUUUUUGUUUUUGUGAAAAUCUCAAGUGACAGACGCUUGCAUUUUCUAUAAAAUUGGUAAUCUCUCAGGCAUUGCAGGGUAAAAGUGUUUCUAGGAGUUGCCGUUAAAGUAACAUUAUAGGGACAGGAACACACAUGUAUUUCUGACCCCACAGUGUUGAAAACAUUGUCUGGCCCCAUCUUGCCCCCCUAAAUAUAGUAUAAUCUUACCUUUAUUCCAAUCUGCUGGUACUGGCUCUUCCAUGAUCUGCCUCCUUGGCUGACAUCAUCAGAAGUGAUGAUCUCAGCCAAUCACAAUGCUCUCCCUUAGCAAAUCAUUGGAUUGGUUGAGAUCAUUAAGUAGGUGUGCCGAUGUGGAGCCAAACACUGCCCUGACCAAUAAGCAUCUCCUCUUAAAGAUUCACAUUGAAUCCGCACUUUUAAACGCAUUAUGCUUAGAAAUAUUCUUAGCUACCUGUGUAAUAUGUAAGUGAUGGUAAGUAAGUCUGUUUUCCAGUUUUAUACUUAUGCAAGAUUUUUUUAUAACUGAUAUAUGGGCUUUAAUAUUGGCCUGUUCUUGCUGAACAAAUGUUCUCUGAAGCAGAUGAAAAAAUUCAAGGCACAUUUGAGAAGUGUCUGUGAAUAAGUGACAGGAGAUACUGCAUGUAGUUAGAUGGAUUUCUCUAGUAUAACAUCUAUACAUUUUCCAGAAGAAUAAGGAACUGCAUCUUCCACUGAACAACUUGCUUUUUUAUUAGCAACUGUAAUUACAUCCUACAUACUCUGGUUGAUUUACAAAGCAUCUUCCAGUGUUCUCUGUAAAAUGUUGUAUGCCUCAUACAACCACAGUAUUCUAAAUGCCCAUAUGGCUCUAUUUUUCGGGGCCUGAUCUAUUGGUUGAGAGGCUGAUUCUUUAAUCUCAUAUAAUCUUUAUUGAUGCAUCCAUAUUUUGAUAAUCUAGCUGCACUAAUCCCUUAACAUAGUUGAUUCUCACUUGGUUAGGCACAGUAAAAUGCUUAAUACAGUAAAACAAGGGGCACAAUAUCAUGCUAAAAUAUCAGAGUAGGCUGAUAUUAAGCAUCUCUGAGAACUAGUCAGCUCAACUGAAAUAAUUAGAUAACAGAUGGUGAAUCUGUUUCCCAUCUUUUGUAGCUCUAUUUGACAUUAAAAUGUCUGAUUUAGUACUGUAUGUAUCUAGCCACAUAUUGACUAUAUGUAUUCAUUAAUGCAGUCAUUAUAUAUUAUUAAUCUUUAAACUGGACACUGCUUCUUAUUGUUUAAAAAAAAAUAAUCACUAACUUCUUUUUUUUUUUUUUCUUGCUGCGUUCCUUUGUUUUGUUUAGAACUAAAAAAAACACCCUUUUAAAAUUGCCUGUAUUCAAAUACCCCAAUGGGGUCUUCUUGGCAGCCUAAACCAACCCCAAGCAUAACGACUUCUGCAGUGAAAUGCUUGACGUAGAAAACAGUAUAGAUGAGGAUAAAGCCUUUAUUUGACAAUACAAUGCCUACUCACAUUGGAUAUCUGGACACGUUGGGUGUAUAUUUUGCUUGCAGACUACAGUUAACAUGGAUUCAAUUGCUGAAUCUAUUUUAGGCAUUUGUCGAACAGCCACUACUGUUGUGAAGAUUGCAAAGAGAAAGCCUCUGUUUCUCAGAAACGUCAUUGUUUUGAACUGUAGGACUGCGGACAGAAUCUGUGUCCAAAUAUCACUUCAUUAGGAUGAAGUAGUUUUGGUGCAUAGACUAACCUGUAACAGUUUUCUUAUAGUAUGGCAUAAAACCAUUACUCGUAUAGCAGUGUGUUACUUAGCAGACUUACCACACACUAAAAUGCCCCUUAUGCAACAUUUACAAUUUUCAAAUGCAAGCCACUUGAAAACCAAUUCAUACCCCUAUGUAUGGGUUACUCCAUGCAUCAUAACUACUACAGCCAGCUGUAGGGGUUAUAUUUGAGCGCUAUCCUGCUGUCAUUCCCCGGCAACGGGGCAAACUGAUUUACAGUUUGUAAGAUUAUGUUCCUGGGUCCCCCUGGUAGCUGAGCCACUUCUUCUCUUACAGGUAUCACGCAAAUAGCUUCUCCAGCAUUGCAGAAACAGGAUGUCUGUCCCACCGGUAAUUCAUUGGCUGAAAACAUCAGCUAAGCACACUUGGCAAAUGAAUAAUAAAUAUGUUGCCUGCUGGCUAAUAACGCUGCUAGAGUUAGUUAUACUUCAGGCAGCAAAGCAUUAAAUAUCUAUCAUAUGCAGCAUUACUUAAUAAAACACUCCACAUACAGACUCCAAGCACCAUGACCACUUCAAAACACUGAGUAAACCUUUGAGCGACAGGACACUUGGGAAAGAAGAAUGUUUAAUUUCUUCAGUCCAAUAUGCCUCCUGUAAAGCAGAUGUUCAUUACUGAUUUCAAGUUGUUUUGCAUUAAGUGAUGAUGCAAUUAAUGUGUGCAUUUAGCAUGAAGUAAUCAUUCAUAUGACUGCAAUAUGGCUCCUUUAAUCCAUAAAUAUGUUACCUUUUCAACUGACUUUAUUUUAUUACUUUCCUGACCUGUGAAACUAAUGGAAAUUUUGACUCCAGUGCUGUUUAUACCCUUUUACAGUGAUUUUCUUUGGCAUCGUAUGAUUCCCACGCAUGGUCCCCCAUCGUGUGCAAUUGUAUGGUUUCUUUAGUUAAGAAGUCAAAUAACAUUUAGAAAUAGUUUUCUCCAUCUACUGGCUGAUAAAGAGUAUUACAAGUGACUUGCUUGCCAUCAAACCAGUGCAUCGAAUGAAGAAAUAAUGUUGGAGUUCAUUUUAGUGGCUUGGGUUUAUUCAAGUCAGAAGUGGCAAUACUAUAGAAACUUCAGUGUGUGAGAAGAAACUGAAAAAAAUAUUAAUUCAAAAUUAUUUUUCCCUCUCCACUCUACCACUAUGGCAAUGCCAGUUUCAUUAAUAAGUAUCUAGAAGUGUGUGUUUUGUUUUCCCCCUAAAAUAAAUAAAUAAAAAUUUAUGGUGAAUAAAAUGGCUUAUUUUUUACAUAUCUUAACUGAUAUUACACCAUUUUAGUUCUUGAUGUCAUAUGGAGUAUCAGUGGUAUUGUGUGGAUUAAUUUUUGUGUUCAUAUAUAAUACAUGAUUCACAGAUAGCCUCAAGCCUAGUUGUGGAUUGCAACAUGAUGCUGUAUAUCUGCAGCUUCAUAGUUAUCCAUCAUUGGUUUGUAAGAUUAUGUUCAUCUCAGACCGUGAUGUAUUGCUUUGAUGGAAAUGUCAGUAAAAGAUUUCCCAGAGCAGACAUUGUAGUUAUGGUCAGUCUGUUCUAGUGUAUCCAAGCAGACACUAUGGUGUUUGACUUCUGUUUAUCUUUGUUUGCCACUUGUGUAAACGAAGUCUGGUUUGUAGAUUUGUCUUGGCAGGCAGAUCUGAUUGCAAGAGUGUCUUCAAUAUACAAAUGCAUGUAAGGUCUUUCCUAGAUAAAUAUUGCUUGUAAUAUUGAUAUUGCAUUUAAAAAGGCCUACCAUAUGGCAGAGGUAACUUUUUUGUGUGCCCAUAUACAAUAUAUUUCUAAUACAGUACUCUUCUUUGAGAAAGCUAAACAUUUACUCUGAAGACCUCUCGGCUUAACUUCCUAGUGCUGAAGGAGAGGACAACGAUAGGUUUAGCAACAAAAUGACUUGUCAUCUGUCAUAUAUCAUAAGCCACUCACAUUAAAGGGAUACUAUAGUCACCAGGACCACUGCAACUUAAUGUCGUGGUUCUGGUGUCUAUAUAGCAAGUACCUGCAGGCUUUUCAAUGUAAACACGGACUUUUCAGAGACAAAACAUUGUCUAAAAGAAAGUUUAAACACCUUUUAACUCCACUCUGAGGGGGUGCAGGAACCUAAACUUCUACUCCAGCACUAUUGUGUUAGGAAUACUGGUUUGUAUUUCUAACACUAUAGUUUUCAUUUAUACAAAUUAUUGCACAUUUUUACAAUGCCAGCUGUGGUAAGGAUAUUAAAUGGCAAGGAUUAAACCUAAUAUGAAAGCAUUGAUAUAUUCCAUUUCAUACCGUGUGGGUUUUAUUUCAGAGUAAAUGCAUGGUGUCUCCAUGUACCCAUAAAUCGCAAGUGUCCCCAGAUGUAUAAUUGUUAGAAUACUAAAAAUAUAUAUUUAUACUGUUAUUUUGGCAUCUAAAACUAAUGAAACUCUAUGAAAUAGAUGACUCAUAGUACUCUUUUGGGGUUCAAUGAUUCAUGUGAUUUGUCAGCUAAGGAAAGCCAUAAUAUUCACAUACUGGUAGUUCUUGGGAAUAUGCAUGUACAUUGCAAGGAGAUAAACUAACUAACCUCUGAGGAAUCUACCUUAUGGUGCAAGACUAAAACACAUCUGAUGUACAACAAAUAAUAAAAUGUUGUGAAUAAGCAUGUAAAGUUCAGAACCAGUGAUUUGCAAUGAGAAUGCAUGAGUACUCCCUUUAAGGUGAACUACUUUAAUUGGUCACUUAAUUUUAGUAUCUCAGAUGGCGAGAUGGGUGGUCUUGAGAGUGCCAUCUAUACGAAAUUCGUAGACUUACAAAUUAAUUAGGAGCUAAAUAGUGAGAGCGUUUGAUUAACGUGGCUAUUUUGAAAUAUUUACAUUUAAAAAAAAAAAACAUAAAAAGAAUGGAGGUUUUAACCUCCGAACAGUAUGGAGCAUUUGUCUACAGGGGCUUUAUAUUCAGUUUUCAAGUGAAUAAGCAUGUAAAGUGAUGUGGAUGAGGUGGUUUUUAAAUAGGUUGUCUGCUCAGAAUUAGUAACUCUAAAAAUCUUUACGUUGCUAAUCUAAUUUGGUGAUCAGUGGCUCAUAUUGCUUAUACACCCCCUUAGUGCAAUAAUGAAAACCUUCUAUUAUCCAUUCUUUCAUGUUUUUUUGGAUACACAACAUGCAAAGUGUGUUUGUGUUGCCAAUUUCUUGUAAUACCCUCAUUGCUAAAUCAUAAAUCCAAAAGUAGUUAUAUAUAACUGUCAAAUAUAGCAAAAGACAUAUUUGGUAAAAUUGUUAAUUCAUAGGGGCUACUCCCAAGAGUGUUUACAGCUUGGCACACUUUCCCUAACUACUUUUUACAUUUGUCAGUGUGAAUUGUCAUUACCUGUAGCUGAAUAUCUACAGUGUGAUAUGUUUCAGACUGACAGGCAAUUUUAUAUCUGAACAACUAGCAUUCAAGCUCCCUUUUAAUUAAUUUCAGGCAAUUCUUUUGGUAGACUGUACAGUCUGGUACCAAUUAGGAUCAGUCUAACUGUAAAGUCCAACUCGAACCCUAACCUGCGAUCUGUAAGGUAAGGGAAAAGUAAUCUCUCCCCACAUACAUAGCCUUUGUCAGUCUACUGUACUGCAUUUGUACCUGAACAAGUGACUUUCUAGUGCAGGGGUAGGCAACCUUUUAGCAGCACUGUGACGAUAUAGGAUUGUGAUGUCCUAUAGCGUGCCCGUCCUAUUUUUUUUUUUUUUUUUUUAAUUGAGGUCUGUAUGCUGCCGUUUUCUGCUUAUUUUCACUGUAAUUGCUUUGUAUCUUUAUAUUUGUGCGUAUAUGAGCUAUUAUAUUGUAUAUGUUCAUUAGUAGUUUGUGGUAUCGUGUAUGAUACAUAUGAAUGUGGGCUGUGGAUGGGGGCUGCUUAUGGAAUUGUGUGUGUGAAUGGAUAUGUCACAUUUUGUGUUUGGUAGUGUGUGUAUGUGUGGGGGCUGUUUGGGGUAUUCGCAUGUAUGCGAAUUGUUAGCGGGUUACGUUAGUGGGGAUUGUGUGUAUGUUUGCUUGUGGGCUGUUCGUAUUAUUUGUAUGAGGGGAGGGUUGGUGUGCAUUUCUGUGUAUAUUUAGCAGUGUGGGUGGCUUCCCUGGGGUCCAGUAGGGACCAGGCCGGCCAGGUACAGGUCAAGGACAGGAGCUGCAACAGCAGCUGCGGGCUGCUCUACUCCAGUGUGGAUUCUUAUUUACAGGUGCUUGGAGGAAGUGAUAGUUAUCUGAGAUCACUUCCUCUAUGUGCAGCAAUGCAUAAAUUUAGGAUUGUCCUUCACCACCUUUUCGUAUUAGCAGAUAUCUGAAGUUUUACUGGGACUCCUGAUAGGUCAGAGCCUGUUUGGCUGUAGCAGCCUUGAGUGCCGUGCAAAGACACCUUGAGUGCCGUGCAUGGCACUAGUGCCGUAGGUGCCUACUCCUGUUCUAGUGGUUUAACUUAAAGGAACACUAUAGGGUCAGGAACACAAACGUGUAUUCCUGAUCCUAUAAUGUAAAGCCACCAUUUCACUAGUUUCUAAACCUCAUAUGAGCUAGCUACCUUUUAGUCAUUUUCCCUUUAGUUCAUUUAUUAUGAAUCCCUUAUGCAUGGAAAGAACAUCUCCACUUUUCUUAUUACGGUUUAAUACUUUUUUUUAUCUUUUCCUCAUGUGUUGAGAUGCUGUUAAAUGCCCAUUAGGUGGUGCCAGUUUCCUGCUGUAUGUAUCUGUAACUUGUGUGGAAUACAGUUACUGAGUCAUAUAGCUAUUGGUGCAUAAGCCUGUUUGCAAUGUAUCUGUGCAAAUCAUCUUUUUGGGAUUGUUUUUUAAAAGAUUGAGUCCUCACUCAGACCUUUAUAAGCGGAAGAAAUAUGAAAUUGAUGAAAAGGUGAGGCUAUCCUUUUGGGGCAUUUGGGGCUAUAGAAUACAUUUUUCUGUCAUUAUGUAAAGGGAUAUUUUGUAUUUCAUUUUUUCUGAAAGAGUAAUUAAUACAGGAACAACUGGCUCAUUGUUUUAAACAUGUUAUGGACCAUAUUUUCACUGUGAACUCAAUGAGAGUUUGAAACAAUCAUCUGGGAUUUAUUUUUCUCAUGAUGACUUCACUUGCCUGGCAUUGGUUCUAGAUUGCCCUUGUUGGUGAUACCAGCCUGAUGAUGGCAGUAAGAACUCAAACCUAUAUCAGGACCAGUAAGUGGAUGAGGUUUCUGGGCCUACUUUACUCACUGGGAGUGAUGUGCACAUCCUAUUAAUUCCAUCAGAAAUAAAGUCCGUAUAAAAUGACACUGUGCACCAAGGCAGUUCACUUCAUACAUGUACCUGAUAAGUGUUCUCUGGAACUAUUCCCAGCAUAGCAUUUGGCUUGUUCUGUGUAUUUUACGCUAAUAGUUCUGGUACUAUUUGCCAGAUUCUAAACCAUCUUAAAGGCAAAUAUGCAAUCAAUACCAAGACUGCAUACAUCUACAGUUUGUUUCCCAGUUUAUAAACUACAUUUUCUAAAUUACUCUUCAUUCAUAUUUUAAACUAGAUUUAGUAAAUUGAAUCUAUUUACUUUAUGGCCUUUGUUAUAAAUGAGGAUUAUAGUAACUAUGCAGCAAUGUUAAAGGAAGGAUGCCACUAUUUGGCCAUGAUUUAGGUGUACUGCUCCAGGAAUCUGCAGAGGAGGUGCUGUGACAGAACAGCCUGGCAUAUGAUGCACAUAGUGAUCAACGGUUAAGCUAGCACAAAUGGUCAAAGUACCUUCCAAUUACACUUUACAGUAUUGAGUUUUCCAAAGUCCUGUUAUUUACUCAUUUUUUAGAAUUGUCAUAGAUUCCCUUUUCUAUGAUAUAACCUUUCCAAAUGGGGUUCCAUAUAGUCAUGGAAAGAUCAAAGUUGGGAAACACAUCAUUGCCAUUACUAAUGUGAAUGCGUUUGCUAUUGCACAAGUGCAGAUUCUGCAUAAGCAAAUGACAGGCUGAUCACUAGUGUCUGGAUUAUCACCUGUCUUGGUCAGGCCACUUGAAUGGUCUGACAAAACCAGGGCACUGCGCCCAUAGCCUACUAUGACUCUAAACACACGACCACAACAGUGGGCAGUAUGACUUGUGUUGCUUGGACUGUCACUUUAAAUUAGUUUUGCCUCCAUUUUUUUCUCUUUUUUUUUUUUGCAAACUGCUGCAGUUUUACUUACUGCAUACAGGGAGAUGAGCAUUGGGCCUCCUUGUACUGUAAUGUGUGCAAAGAGCAUAAGUUACUGUACAUGCUGUCUGCAUUUAGUGGUUUUAUAGUUUCACUCUACUGUGAUUUAAAUUGAAAGCAUCCAGUGCUGCUGUUACAUUGUGAUUGAAACCCCUAACAUUCAGUGCUGCUGUGUUACUGUGAUUUAAAAUGAAAGCGUACAGUGCUGCUCUACUAGUGUUAUUUCAACUUAAAGCAUUUAGUGCUGCUCUGCAAUCCUAGCAGAGGUUUGCCACUCAUGGCAUAUAACCAAGGCCAUUAGAAAGGUUUACUAGGCCUGUUUGAUUAUGAUCGACAUCAAAGGUAUUCUCAAGGAGAUCAGCCUGGGAACAGGGGGAGGGGCAGAUGGGCAGCAAUAUAAACGACUGCUCAGAGGUUCUAUCUUGACCGUGAUUAAACUUUACUGACAUAAGUAGCCUGAUUUCAAUGAGUCAUUGUUCUAAGAUAUUGACAUUACAAAGGGCACGUACUACCAAUAGAGUAAGGGGAAAUGUAAGAUACAAUAUUUUAUGCAAGGCGGAGCCUGCAUGAUUCCAUAUCUCCCUAAAUUGCUGUCCUAUAUGCAAUUGAAAGAUUAGCUCUUAGAGCCACUGACUUGGAAAGCACUUGAAUAGUGCAUUUUUUUGUGCACAGAUUGAGAGCAGGGGGAGCCUGAAUCCCAUUAUAAGCUCCUUGACUGGCCCUGGACUUGGCAGAACUGCACAGAACAAAGAGCUUCCACUGCUCUAUUGAAUAGCUUCUCCCGGCUUGAGGCAGAGCGUUUUUAUUAACAGGUGAAGAGAUGGAGAGAACGGAGAGCACCCCAGACACCACCACUGCCUUCAACAUGCCAGACUGGAUGGUAAGAAGAGAGCCUUCUACUGUCUUACAGAUGAGAUGCAUACAUUAGUGUAUGUGAGAAUACAAUACUGAGUCAGAACACUUAAUACCAAUUACAGCUUGCAUAUAGCUCAUCCACCAUGGUGCACCAGUUUGUACCAAAAUCUACAAACAAGUAUUUUGUGGCUCAUUGAUUUUAUAUAAUCUUGUUUUGUGGCCUGGUGAUUCUUCUUAAUAAUACUUUACCUACAAAAUUUGUUUAUGAACGAUAGGCGUAAUGUUUAUAUUUUAAGCGAUGGGUGAGCCAAUUAACAAUCAAACGUAGGCAGAGAAGCAUGUGUGCUACAUGACACUUUUACUUUAAAUUUAGAUAUUCUGCAGGUUCAUUUUGUUGGUUGCAACUGCAAGGAUUGUUCGGCAGCAAAUGCGGUUUGUUUUUUUGGGGUUUAUUUUUAAGUUUUUACGAAUGCCUGCAAAUUAUUUCAACUCAUUUAAAAUGCGCUUUGUAUUCUUUGUAAUGUAAAUAUAUAUGUAUAUUCAUUGUCUGAACUUCAACUUCAUCAGUUCCCCUACAAAUCACACUUUGGUAAAUAAUGGCCCCAGUCAUUACUGUUACUUUUAUUUACUUAUUUAGCACCGGUUUUCCUCUAUCGGCAAGGUCUGAUGCAAAAAUGCAAACUAUUCAAAACCUUUUUUUCCAGUGUUCCUUAGCAGUGGAAAAAAAGUACUUAAGAUCAAAACAGAGUAAAGUGGAUUAGGAGGCGUUCUUAGGAGAGUUGGAGAACUUGCAAUGGAAUGUGAAAGACAAAGGGCAUAGAUAUAGAGUGUACAGACAGGUAUGACUAUACAUAGUCUUCAGAAGUUAAUAAGGACUGUCGGCUCAGUAUAAUAGAAGGCAAGCGUUUAAGCAUUUGGCGGUGUACAAUUUUGAAGAAUUUAGAAUCUAUGUUGGUGCCUAGAUGCCAGCUUGAGAUACUAACACAUCUAGAUCAGUAAGGAUUAUUUUAAAAAGGCCAUCGUAUUAAAACGUAACGCCCCCUCCCCCCAUGUGUACAAGUUAGUUUUUGUGCACAACAAUUACUAUUGUAUAUUUUAAUUGUGUUUUCUCAUAUUUUAGUUAAAUCUUCAACUAUAGCUUGAGACUGCACAAAUUCACUGCCCUUUUGUAGACUACACAGGUUUGCUGGCCUAGUCAACUGGGGCAAGUGUUGAGAUCAUUCAUAAGGACUAAUUCUGCCUUAUUUACCAGUAAUUCUUUUAAUUAUUGCCAGUUAUUUUUUUUUAUUGGGUUUUGUGAUUUACAGCAGCAACACUAGAUCAGUUAUUAAAGGACCACUAUAGUGCCAGGAAAACAUAAUCGUUUUCCUGGCACUAUAGUGCCCUGAGGGUGUCCCCACCCUCAGGGAUCCCCUCCCGCCCGGCUCUGGAAGGGGAAAAGGGGAAAACUUACCUUUUUCCAGCGCUGGGCUGAGAGCUCUCCUCCUCCGAUCCUCCUCUUCUCCUCCCCGUCGGCUGAAUGCGCACACGCGGCAAGAGCUGCGCGCGCAUUCAGCCGGUCACAUAGGAAAGCAUUCAUAAUGUUUUCCUAUGGACGCUGGCGUGCUCUCACUGUGAAAAUCACAGUGAGAAGCACGCAAGCGCCUCUAGCGGCUGUCAAUGAGACAGCUGCUAGAGGAAAUAGGGGAAGGCUUAACCCAUUCAUAAACAUAGCAGUUUCUCUGAAACUAUGUUUAUGAAAAAAUGGGUUAACCCUAGAAGGACCAGGCAUCCAGACCACUUCAUUAAGCUGAAGUGGUCUGGGUGCCUAGAGUGGUCCUUUAAUGACUUGUACACCUACAGACCGGAUCACAUUUCCUCCGUUAUUCUGAGUUUCCAAUCAUAGUAAACUGGUGAUACAUUGUGUGUGUCUGAAAGGUAAUUAUUUGGUGGCUGGCAUUGAACACAUGCUUGUCCUGGAUUAUAUUUAGAUUGCUUAAAAACUAGGGAAAACGCUAAAAGUUUAUACUUUAGCCAUAUGCUUUUAUCUACCUUGAGGUCUGUAUGUCUAGGAGAUUGUUAAAGAGAACUGUCACUUCUGGAAAUUACAACCGUGAAUAAAACAUUGAAUAUUGUCUAUAACUUUUUUUUUUUUUUUUCCUGAGAUGCUUAAUUUUCCUUUGCAUUAUGAAAUAUUUAGCAAAUGGCACCACCGUCCAGUUCAGUCCAGGCACACGUUGCAAACGAUGAGGGAAAAUUUUUUGUACACUUGAUUCUGACUGCCCUUUGCAAAGGACAGAGCCUUUAACAGUGGCUGAAAGGGAGCCAAAAUGAGACUACAGAGUUGCAGGAUAAAGAGAUGUGGAUUUCUACGUUUUAAUUUUAUUUUUCUCACUUUAAAAAAAAAAAAAUAUUUUUAAAAUUCUUUUUUUUUUUUUUCAUUCGAUUUUCUUAAACCGAGGUAGGGUGAAUUACUAUAUAGGCAGAUAUCAGCCUUGCAUACAAUAUUUAUUGCUCUCUUGGUGUAUCUAUGGAGAUCAAUGCCCAUUCCUUUUAUAGUAGACUGAACUCACAUCUAAAAUAGAUGAUUCAAGUCGUUCGUAAUCUUACCCAAUAAUAGAUAUGUAGUUACCCCAAUAAUUUCCUUCAACCUUGUUUAGUGUCAGAUCAUUUAUUUUGAAUCAGAUGAGUCAUUCAGGCUCCAGGAUUCUAAUCCAGCAGAGUAAAGGCUUUCUAGAGGGUACAGUACAGUAUAGGCUUGAGUUAUAAUAAUUGUAACAAUUCUCCUACACAAGUAUGCUCUUCCUGCCAAUGUUGUCACAGUUUACAUAGACUGUGUGAAGGCUGCAAUUAAUCCAGUUCUUUAGCUUGAUAAUAGUACAGAUUGCACAUUUUAUUUUUAAAAGCACACUGCUGUUUGUAGUGGGUUCAGGAUACAGGUAUGCUUUUCUACACAAUACUGUUUUGGGUUUUUGGGGGGGGGCGUUUCAGUUGUAAAAAAACAAAAACAAAUUGGAAUACAGAUAGCACGUCUUUUAAAAAAAAACAAAAAAAAAAAAAAAAUUUUUAUAAAUACUUUUGACAGUUUUUGUUCUUGUUGCCUAAAAACGCUUAUUGUUGAGUGAUAGAGUUCCUAAUUAAUGAAAAUGUUAUAGAAUAAUCAGAAGUGCAAUGUCCUCCAUAAUAAAUACUUAUUGUGUUCUAUUUUGGAUGCAAUCAUUGGCAAAAACUCAUUUCAUGGCCUGAAGUAUGACAAUCAGUUUACCCGAUGCUCAUGUUGCUUUGAGUCUUAGAAAUACUCUUAUAAUGGAUCUCUGACAAUUCCAGUGUGAUUCCAUUUUUUUUUUUAAAUUAGUAUUGUUAUGUGAAUGCUGUUGGCCAAUGUGUGAAUGUUUACCUGGGGAAUUUGUAUAUUUGCAUAUGAUAGCUAGGGCAAGCAAUUCUUUUGGAUGCUUUUAUUCUUGGGUUUACAUUUCCUUACCUUUCUGCAACAUUUUAUAGAGUCUGUUCUUAUUGAUCAAUACCCACUUUCCUGUUAGGUCCUAUGUGUUUUGAGGCUUAAGUUGAAAGUCUUGUUAAAGGUUAGUCCUGUUGUUGAAGAAAGUAUUGUGGGUGCUCUUGCUUUCCUAUAACAGUGUGAUCUCUAGUUAUUCAGGGGCUGUUAGUCUGUGAGUCUGAGAGCUUGUUGGCAAAAAGUGUAAUAACUUGGGCCUGUGAGCCAAAAUGCAACUUUUUAAAGACAGCAUUUAGAAAUGUUUUCACAGAGCGGAUGAUACCUUGCCAUUAAGAGGUAUUAGGCAGAGGGCACAAUACCUACCAGACCUGUUGCCAGUAAUGACAGACAAUGUAAAGGGACAAGUGUGGCUCUUCUUAUUUAGAUAUUUGGGGAGAUUCCUCAUCUUGUGAGCACUAAAGGAACAGCAGACCACCAAGGGGACUCCCUCUUCAUAAGCAAAGACUUCCUGAAACUCUGCACACUGCUGUAGUAAAAGGCUUACAUUGAGUAAAUCUCCACAACCUGGCAGCAGCUCUGUGUACAUUGCUACUUGAGAAUCACCACAUCACUUAAUGUGGUGUAAUUGUCUUCUCUAACACUCUUUGACAUACCUGUACUAGGGUACUACAUAACAGUAUUUAGUAUCUUUAGACAUUGCCGAGGGAUAUAACCAAAUUGGGAAUCAUCUGGAAAUAUUUGUAAUCCUUCUGUUUGCUGAAAAUAGAUUUAAAUUAGAAAUGUCCACAUAUGUAUCCUCCUUCUCACCCAGUUGGUUGUUACAAACUCUGUCCUUUGCUCUUGACAUUCAGCCUAGACCCAGCAGGCACUUUGACACUCCACCUAUUGUGGACUUCAUCUCUCAUAAUGCUCUUACAGUCUUUAAUGCUGGCAAAGCUUCAGGGGUAAUGCAGUCCUCCGCAAAUAGUGCCAAAGGUUUGCCAAAGUAGACAACCUUCAGGUACUCCAGACAUUGUGGACUACAUCUUCCAUAAUGCCUUAUAGCCAUCAUGCUGGCAAAUCAUUACCAGAGAUGUAGGACACAACACCUGGAGUACCAAAGUAGCUCUAGAGAAAAGCAUACAGAGACGUGUAGAAGUUGUCUGCCCUGGUUUUGCCUUGUCUGAACAAGCUUAUGAUGUAAUUUGCUAGGGACACUGUAGUCACUAGCACAACUGCAGCUUAAUGUGGUUCUGGUGUGUAUAGUAUGUCCCCGAACCCUUUUUAAUGUAAAUACUGCCUUUUUAGAGAAAAGGCAGUGUUUCCCAUUAAAGAUGUCCCUAGAGAGCAAUGUGGUCACCAAGACAGCCCUAGAGGUAGUGAUGUCGCGAACUUGCCGCGAACGGUUCGCUGCGAACUCCGGUCAGCUGACACAUCCCUGCCAAUCUCCGGCAGACCCUCCCACCUCCUGGACAGCAUCCAUGUUGAAGCUUCCUUCAACAUGGAUGCUGUCCAGGAGGUGGGAGGGUCUGCCGGAGAUUGGCAGGGAUGUGUCAGCUGACCGGAGUUCGUGGCGAACCGUUCGCGACAUCACUACCUAGAGGUGCUACCUGGGUCAGUGUUGCACAGUGUGCAGCCCUGACAUUCAGCUUCUACAUGCUCCCCAUACAGAGAUGCACUGGUUUAAUGUGUCUGUAUGAGAAGAUGCUGAAUGUUAUAGCAUGGCAUUUUGUUGGGCGUGCACAAUAUCUCAGCCAAGAAGGUGGAGCGGGGGCAAGGCCAGCUGCGAGGAGACCCAUGCGGCGCAGGAGAUAAGGCGAGUAAUCUCACCUUUUUAAAGGCAGAAAAAGGGUAUCAGGGGCCUAUUAGUAAUCUUGAAAUUAGUAUCACUAUAGUGUUCCUUUAAGAUAAAUUUUAAAAGAAAAUGGAUCAUCUCAUGAAAACGGAAAAAACAAGGUAUAGGAAAAUUUUAUUUAAGUUACAGUUCCCUAUUAAUAGAAAAAAGCACUUUCUGUCACUCAACAUGAAAGCACCAUGAAAAAUGUCUUCUGUUCAAGACUGCCUUGCUAGCAUACAUUUUUGUAGGUGUAGUAAAAUGGAUAAAAGUUCACAGGGGUGGUUUAUGGUGGUUGGAGUGUUUCGUUAAUCAGUAGGAUAUGAAACCAUAUACUAACUAUUGACUUGUUAUUCACAUCAUUUUAAAUGAACACUCCCGUGCAUAUAUUUAUCACUAGUUUUAUAAUGUAUACAAGUAAUUCAUUAAAAUAUAUUAAGACUCCUAUGAGUGAAUGCUUAUCUCCCUGACUUUCCAUUAACUUAAACAGAAGGAUUAAUAAGCAUGCAUGAAUAUGGGUGCAAGACGUAUUUUUCAUAUCGAGAUCCAUUAUAAAAUGUUAAAUGUGAAGCUGUAUUUGCAAAGAAAAUGCAUCUGUCGUGCAAAAAAAAAAAAAAGUUGGCUUUGCAUUAUUCUGUCAACUGCUGCCUUGCACCUUGGCUUUCUGAAAUGUCCCUUUAAAACCUGACUUAACAGUUAUUUUCAGUGUAUCAUCUGGUUUAAACUGGUGACUGGAUUGCCAGUCUUUAAAUCCGUUUUGUUUGCAAUCACAGCUUAUCCAAUGAAAAACCACACGUAAUGAAGAGAGAAUCUGCUUUUGUGAAACUUUACAUGCACCUGGGACGGGCAUCUCGAAUAUGUUCUCUGGGACGGUUUUAUACCUUCAAAAUCUUAGCAAACGAGUGGAAUGCAUUUUAUUUUACCUUCUACCUUGCAAAAAGGUGGCAGGGAGCUGGGGUUCUGUUGGUGGUUUUAUUUAUUUUCAUUGACCAGUACUAGUUCGAUUAAAGCGUUACCUCAACCACCAUGACCACAUCAGUGAUUUGAAGUGGUUGUAGGAGUAAGAAUAUACAGCAUUUCAAGCAGAAACAGACUAAAAGUGUUUUGUUGAUUUUGUUUUUAAAUUUUAUUCAUUUUUUUUUCUCCUUGUUGAAGAAUAGACUACCAUGCUAUGUAAUGCAAAAUAUUUUGGUCACUCUAAAAAAAUAAAAAAAUAAAAAUUAUAACUGUCUGUGUAUAUUUAUACACUUAAUCUAAAUGUUUUGUUUGUGUUCCUUAUUCUUUUUAGGAUAUUGUAGCUUGAUCCUUUUUCAAUAUAGUCAUCAAUUCAAAAGGGGGGUGGGGGGUGCACAGGCAAUCUGCACAGGCAAUCUCAGCCUGCCAAUUGAAUGCUUCAUUAAAUCUAGUAUAUUGUACUACCACAGGAUCUGGUUUUGGUAUGCUUUGCAUGGGGACACUGGAAACCUAAUAUAUUCAGUUAUCAAAUAUAUUCUAGUCCGGGGGUAGGCAACCUACGGCACUCAAGGCUGCUAGAGCCAAAUGCACUCUGGCCUAUCAGGAGUUCCAGUAAAACUUCAGAUAUCUGCCAAUACGAAGAGGUGGUGAAGGACAAUCCUCAAUUUAUGCAUUGCAGCACACAGAGGAAGUGAUCUCUGAUCACUUCCUCCCAGCACUUGUGAAUGGGAAUCCACACUGUAGUAGAGCAGCCCUCGACAGCUAUCACAGCUCCUGGUCCCCACUGGAACCCAGGGAAUCCACCCACACUGCUAGAUAUACAAAGAAAUGCAGAACAACCCUCCCCUCAUACAAAUAAUAUGAACAGCCAACACACAACACACAAUCCCCACAAACGCAACACCACUAACAAUCCACAUACAUUCACACAACCCCACAUGCAGCCUCUCACAUGCAAUACCCCAAACAGCCCCCACACACUACCAAACAUACAAUGUGACAUAUCCAUCCACACACACAUUUCCACAAGCAGCCCCCAUACACAGCCCACAUUCAUAUGUAUCCUACACGAUACCGUAAACUACUAACGAACAUAUACCAUAUAAUAGCUCAUAUACGCACAAAUACAAUACAAAGCAAUUACAGUAAAAAUAACACAAGCAGAACAUGGCAGCAUACACAACUCAAUUUAAAAAAAAUAGGAUCAGCCCGCUACGGGACUUCACAAUCCUAUAUAGGCACAGUGCUGCUAAAAGGUUGCCUACCCCUGGUCUAGUCAGUUGCAGGGGCAGCAUCAAUCUCCCAAAUGACUUUGUUACAAUGAACCAGUUUUGAUACGUAGACUGUCCCUUUAAGAAUCACAAUACAAUGAUUCACAUGCUCUGAUGCAGUCUGAAAUUUGAGGAUUUAUGGUAAUGUCCUGCUUAAACGGCUUUUCUUUUUUCAAACCAUUAUUGAAACACAACCAUUGAUAUUUUCAAAUUGCUAUGUAUUUUGUUCCUGUCUUUGAAGCUUUUCAAACCACACCAAAUGUCUGAGUGUUGUAAUGGACACUGCAAACAGCCAGGUUCAGUAGAACUUGCUUUAAUGGUAAUUUCUAUAUCUAAAUGUGUGUACAUUAGAUGAUUUGCCUCGUUGCAUGUGUUAAAAUAGUUGUUUUAGUUUUUAAUACAAAAGUGAAGUGUAUCCUUUGUAAAUUAAUAACUAAGCUGUACUCAUCAGAAAUUCCAAAUCGAUUGCUGUAAAACAGAUUAAGGCAGGCAGCUGCAAUUUAUCUCUUUUAUAGAUUUCUGUAAGUUUCCUCUGGGAUUGUGUAACUACUUGCAAAUCUGUAAAACUUUUAACUCUCAAACUGAGAUAGAAAAGGUAGAAAGGGAAUUGAAUGGAAUCUUACUGUGCCUCCAUAUUGUUAAAAUACUAACGCAGAUAUAAUACAUUAUUCAGAUUGCAUUUACAAUACUAAAUUCUGAUGUUUAAAAGUCACUUACAGACUCCGUAGAGCCUUUUUUAAUUACAUUUUUUAGCGGUUUGUGUGCGAGUCUGUAAUAUAUUUGUUUUGGUUUUUUAAAUUCUUUAUUUUUUUGAGGCAUGUGAUUAUGGUGGUACAGAAAAAAGAGAGGGAGACUUGCAAGAGUUGUACAGAUUAGGGUCAUCGUAACAGAUUACAGAAUUCUCCUAGGAUUGUCAACCUCAUUUUAUAUUAUAUUAACAAGCUUAAACCAUAGAUAGAUAUCAGGUAGGGUAUUUGCUAGGCAAUGCACAUUUUUAUAAAAUAGGUACAUAGAUAAGGCUAUAUGCAGGCACUAUAUUCAGUUUUCGCUUUUUACUGGAUACAUGCUUUAAGUACUUGCACAAUUGGUAUGUUUAAGUGAUAGGAAUAGCAUGCUUCAACAUAGUGGGCAGAGAAGCUAAUUUAUAUCAAACACAUCCCAUUGUGAUUUGUAGUUAAUAGAGCAGUAGGCUAUGAUGCACUAGCAGUGAGAAAUAGUGAAGACUAGGCUAGACGUGUAUAUCACAGUGGGGGUUGUACUUAAGUUUCAAGCUGUAUGGCUUUGCUCUAAAUAAUAAACAUUUGUACUUCACUAACUAGGUUAAACAUAACCCUGCACUUUGCAAGUAUUAGGAACUGCUAACAAGGGGGUAAACGUAGCAAUAUUUAUGUAGAUUGAAAAACCAAGCUGGUGAACUCCGCUCGGGUUCCGCCGGUAGUCCCUCACGUUCCACGGGUCCUACCCGCCGGAGGCAAUAGACUGUCAGGCAUGCUGAGUCUUCCGGGCCUGUGGUUUCCUCGCCUCCGACCCGGGUGGAGAGAUAGUGAGGGAGGAUCUGGCAUAUACCACGCCGCCGGCCCCGGGCUCCACAUGAGCCGACCAUCUGUGCCCACGGUUCCGGUUCCAUGGCUGGCCGGUAACGGGAUGACUGGUAAGUGUGGUGAGUCCAGGUGUUGGGCUUUGGUAUGAGGAGUGCCCUCAGGGGCUCAAGGCCCAGGAAGGCCGUCGUGGAGGCCAGAUCCAAGCCUGGGGUGAGGUGUGAUGGGGGUGCCCUCCAGUGUUGUCCCGAGUCGGGGGCGAAUGCUUCCAGUCGCAGUGCUGCCCGGAGAUGGAGAGUGUAGUUGGGCUUUGAGGCCGUCAUCUUGCAGGCAGGGCUCACUUGUUCCAGCGCCUCGUGUUUCGCUGGGGAGUUUGUGGAGGGUCGGCUCCCGCCAGUGGAGACCGGGAUAACCCCCCCGGUCCAAGGGGGGGAGCGGGGCCUGUGAGGCACGUCACAGGGUCUUGGCUCGGUGAUCAGGUUUGCCGGCAGGGCGGCGGCCGUCCGCCCCUCGGUUCACCCGUGCAGGCCGCAGGUCCCGAAGUCUCGUGCCACAUGGUCCCCGAAACUCCCGAUCUCGGAGUCCGCUGCGGCGCCCGCCAGUUCCCGUGCACAUUAGUGGUUUUCUUCUCCCAGUUGUCUGUGGUGAGGCCAUUAUUUCUUCCGUUUUAGGUUAGAAUCAGCAGGAGCCCCUGUAGCAUGCGACCGGACAGCAUGGCGGUCAGGCCCCGCCCCCCAAUAUAUUUGUUUUAACUUGCUCAUAAACAAAGUAUUUUUGCAGAUGAGCUCAAAGCAGGGCAGCCAGUAGCCUUAUUCAGGGACAGUUUUUAAAUAUAUAUAAUCUCUUAUAAAAUGUUUUUUAUUUUUAUUUAUUUUUUUAUUUAUUUUUUUAUUUAACCUUAAAUCCAACGCCAGACAAAGCUCUCCUUGCACCUUUUCACUCCGUCCGAACAUCAUGCCGCAUCACUCCUUUCCCCUACAGUUCAGUUAAAUGCAUAUGAUAGAGAAGGAAUUGAUUGGACUGUUUUCACUGCUCAGAGUGCAUGCACACACUAAGCUAGGAUGGGAGGGAGUGAAGGGUGGACAAAAAGAGGAUUUAAAGGAACACUAUAGGGUCAUGAACACUAUAGAGAUAAAAUCAGUGGAGCAUCCGACAAAAUAAUUGUUAAAGGCAUUUGCUACAUCUAAGGGAAGUUGUAGGGUUUGGUUAUCCACUUUGACAGUGGAGGUUGGGGGUGGAUUGGGGGAGUUUGUAAUUUAUUUGUGACUUUCCAAAGGUUUCCAGGGUUUGACAGGCUAUUGUUGAGAUCUUCACAUAAAUAUUGGGCCUUGGCCAAUUUUGUUUGUUUUGUGCAUAUAUUUCGCCCUUGUAUAUAUGCACAGUGAUCAUUCAUAGAGCCAGUACACUUGAAGUUUGACCACAAAGAAUCCCAAACUGGUACAUUUGGAUGAGGUCAGCUGUGAUCCAGUACAUAUGUGCUCCUUUUACUCUCACCUUUUGGGGCUGGCAGGUGAGCUUAAAUUCAAAUGGCCAUUGGAAUAAAACUAAAGAGCCUCCAUUUUGUAUAAAUGUACAUGGGGAUUUAGGCAAGAGCGCAGGUAACUUUCUCUUUGUUUUUACUAUGUAUUUUAAGCUGUUGGAUACUAAGCUACUGCUGCUGUAAGCGCGUGCUUUAUCUUUGUGUUUGGUAGGAGUUCAGACUGAAAGAUUCAACAGCACAGUCUUGAUCUGGGGUAAUGUUUAAUCUGUGCCAUGGGAGGUUCGUGAUGUCAUUUAGAAAGGAUUCAAGAUUAAAUUUGUUGACAAAUAUGAUGGGACAACCAUAGGAAAAGGGAUGGGGGCAGUUGUGGCAGGGAAGACAAAUAGGAAAAAGAGGGUAAAUAGCAGUACAGUAGUUGUUGGCAUGAAGAGAAGAAUGGAAAGCAAUGGUAGCUAAAAAUGUUACUUGUCAAUGUAAUGUGUGGCUGAUACACUGUUAUUGAUAACCAGCCUGCAUAUGUGUGCACUCUUUAUUUAUAUCAGGUUAAGUAGAAGUGCCCUUUUGAUGAGCCGUGAGGCUUAAAGCUGCUGUACGGCGAAACGUGUGUCAGGGGUUUACACGCUUCUAUAAAAGGGGUCUUCAUACUUACUGCAAAAUAUGCAGUCAAUAAUCCAAACUAUUGAAUUAUAGAAGUUAGAGUGCUACCACGCAAUAACCAAGCUAGGUUCAGGUAUGCUCUUACAAUACGCCGAGCUAGCUACUAGACUCUAAGUGAAUAGCUGUCAGGAAAUCGUUCAGACCAUUAAAGGACCACUCUAGGCACCCAGACCACUUCAGCUUAAUGAAGUGGUCUGGGUGCCAGGUCCAGCUAGGGUUAACCCAUUUUUAUGAAUGGGUUAAGCCUUCCUCCAAAGCCUCUAGCGGCUGUCUCAUUGACAGCCGCUAGAGGCGCUUGCGUGAUUCUCACUGUGAAAAUCACCGUGAGAGCACGCAAGCGUCCAUAGGAAAGCAUUGUAAAUGCUUUCCUAUGCGACCGGCUGAAUGCGCGCGCAGCUCUUGCCGCGCGUGCGCAUUCAGCUGACGGGGAGGAGAGCUCCCCGCCCAGCGCUGGAAAAGGGUAAGUUUUACCCCUUUUCCCCUUUCCAGAGCCGGGCGGGAAGGGGUCCCUGAGGGUGGGGGCACCCUCAGGGCACUAUAGUGCCAGGAAAACGAGUCUUUUCCUGGCACUAUAGUGGUCCUUUAAGUCACUCUGGCAGAAAAUACAGUCUAGCUAAAGAUUAAACUUAGAAUCUGGUAGUAGCUUUACAAAUGCACAGACUAAGGUACACUUAGGGAUUCAACGCUCAUGCCACAUCAAAGCUAGAUGUUUUGUCAUUUUGCAAACUGACAAAUCAUUUUGGGAUAAGUACACUCCCACAACCAGACAAGAAUCAGCGUAGUAACACAAAGCCGAUUUCGUCAGUCAUAUUCUAUCUUGAGUUAACCAGUGAACUCCUAGUCACUAAGGUCUGCAAUUAAAGCCAUAGGGAUUUUCCGUCCUUCCCGGUUUUUGUUUUAUAAUGAAAUAGGGAAAAACCUAUUUUAAAAAUCCUGACUAUAAUAUCAAACUAUAGGGGCGAAGGAGACAGGGACAAAUAUAUGAAUUAAAGAUAUUUUCCUUUCGCUAAUCUAUCCUCCUCAUCCCUUCUCUCACACAACAAAACAUGCACUGAAUACAUACUCACUGGAGGAACUUAAAGGUCCACUUUGCAACAAUGUACAUCAACAUUUGUAAGUAAUAGAACUGUUGAAACAUUUACUAUUUCACAGAAACAUGACAAAGUAAAAUUUUUAAAAUUCCCUUUACAUAGGGAAAUAAAUAACGUGAAUCAGCUAACUAAUUACUGGGCUUUUAUAACCAACAACUUAUUAGAGCGUUCCCCUUUCUGCCUCAUUAGAUAUACCAGUAUCCUAGAUAGCUAAGGUAGAUCAGAUAAGGACAAUACUCCUCUGGUCUUUAUUCCUUUUUUGAUAUUUUAUCUAGAGCAUUUAGCUCUCAGCUUUUUAACAAUUUGUGUAAUGGUUGUUUGUUUACAUUUAUUUACACAAGGUAAUAAUUCAUAAUUUGGGUGUUUCAAUAUAUUUCGUUUCAAUUUAUUCUACAGUAACUAAUAAACGUUAAGUUUUAUCAUAUACACACUUUUUCAAGGAUUCCUGAUAAUUAGGGACAAACUACCCUGAUAAGCUCCUUCUUUUGUUCGCUUAAGUAUUGAUUUAAAAUCAAGGGGUUAACCCCCAUGCAGGAGUGUAUACUUCUACUUGUGAAACUUUUGAUUAAUAUAAGGUUAAGUAUUUCUAAAUCUUUUUUUUCCCCAAUCUUGGACACUCUACCACAAAACCGUACCCCAAGGCAAUAAAGCCUUUAAAUUUUUACCUGUAUGAAAAUGUGCGAUUUUAUAGAGGAGCACAUUUAUAUGUAUUCAUACAUUCUAAGUGUGCCUGAUUUAGGAGAGACAGUCCCUAUUUUCUGUCCUAAUGUUCCUUUUUUUUUUCCAGGAGCUCCAUUUUGUUGGUGUGUCUGAGUGUAUAACAGAGCUCCACAGCAAUAAAACUCACAGUAAUGAAUGUGUUUAUAAAUCAAUCUGUACAAAUAAGAUACAUUGUUGGCCACUUUAAUUUAAGUGACAAAAUUGUUAGUAAGUUAGGAAAUAUUUCUCCAAACAGCCCAACCCUGGUCACAACCCUAAAAUUCAAGUGUGCCUAUUUAUCCUUUUAAAAUGUUGGUAGAUGUGUUUUCCCAUUUGAUAAAUCUGUUAUGUGCCAGACAAGAAACAUGCCUGAAUAAAAUUCCAAUCAUCGAAAUUUGUGUGACUAGAAAAUAUUAACUUUAAUGAACACUUAGCAGUGGAAUCAUUGGGUAAAUUGGCCUUUAAAUGAAGUAAGAAUGCAAUUGGAUGUGGUGAGAGAAGUUUAAGUAUUUUGUAAAGAAGGUUGUAUUAACUGGCUUUUAAUUGACUAGUUGAAUUCAGCAUUGCCUUUUCCUACAUAAAAAAGCAUAUGUUCUUCAGGCUGUGUCGGAGACCGCUGUUAACAGUUUAAAGGUCAGGGCAGGUUAGUGUAAUUGGCUAUUAAAACAAGCUAUGCACCAAUAAAUUUCUAAAUGCCUCAUUAACUUAUGAGGGGGGGUUAGGGGGUGUGCCAGUGAUCACCAAACCAAGGCAUUGCUUAGCAGUCUGGUUGCAACCAGUACAAGGUAUAUAAAUGGGUGGCUGGACUGUACCUUGCUAUUGAGGAUGUCUGACAGCUGGUUGUCGCUCAACAUGUUGAAUAACAAAAAGAAAUACAAUGUGAAUGAUAAUUCGGAGAAUAACAGCCAGGUAAGGGGGCCAUUGGUAAUCCUUAGAGAAUAGCUCUUGAAAGAAGGAUCUCUUAAUGUUUUACCAUUCUUUAAUUUGAUCAGUGCCUAUGUUGUUGAAUCUUAGAACAUGGUCCAUCUUGAUGGGACAAAUCUAACUCUCUCAACCUUUUGUCCUCAUAACCUGAUGGCGUGUGCGUUGUGUUUUAUGUUUCAGGCGGAGUAUGAAUGUGUGUAUAAAUAAGGAGCCUUGGACAAUAUCACCACUUCUUAAUUUACUUGGCAGGGAGUGUGAGGGUUUCUUCCAAAUCAUAUUUGCACAGAUCUCUUGUUUGACAAAGCGUUGAAAUGAGGGAUAUCCAAUGAUCUAUAUAGAUAUUGAUAGAGAAGUAUCCAUCAGUUGCUAAUUACACAUAUACACACAUAACUACAUAUGGCAGUGUUGUGCGGAGACACACACAGGCCUAUGGUUAAAAAAAACAAAACAUUAUUUAUAAACCUUAGGACCUGUGUAUGUCUCUGAAGAACACUUUUUGUUUUCUGAUACUUGAAAUACAGUAUUGGGAUAAUUGUGAUAUCCCAUACGCAGUGCUAACUGGUGUAAAAACUUCUUAGAGCCCCAUGUUGCUUCAAGACUAAAAUCACGUAUUUGUUUUAUACAAUCAUUUUAAAACGAAGUGGUUCUUAUUUGUCUCCUAACCCCACGUUAUCCUCUUACUCACUUGUUACCUUCGCUUACAAACAAACCCCAUAACUACACCUCGAUUUAUUUUAUUGUUGCAGUAAAUGUCUGUACUCCAAGAUGAAGGCCUAGAGCGGGGACAUUUUUCUUGCUAAUUUUUUAUUUUUUUUUGCGUGUGAAGCAAUAGGAGUACAUUAUAUACUUUAAUAGUUUCAGAACUUCACACCUAGCGUUGCAAAAGAUCAAAUAAACUUUUACACUUGGCCUUGCUACUUAAUGGCUUCUUGUACAAAGUUUGAACAUCCCUAGCUUCCAUAAAAUCUAUAUACAGCGCUAACUUUAAGUUUACUAUACUGAUUUAUUUUAUUUGUGACACGACUGACCAUGAACCUGUAGAGCACUGUCUUACUGGAUGGUACGUUAUUGCAAAUUCUAACCAUAUUAUGUUUGCACAUUUGACUCACUGCUGUUACAGGAAGGAGCAGAGUUUAGAUCUCACACAAAAUGACAAAUUUGGCUAGAAAUAUUAAAUCGUUCCAAUUUUUAUGUAUUUUUGUUUGCUGACCUUGAUCCGACAGAAUAACACUGUAAAAUAUUAAUGUAGGGGAGCCUGUGAGAUGUUUUUCUGGAGUUUGAAACAUGUUAUGAAAUCUUAUAGUCAAGUAUUUUAUUACAUUACGGUUUAAUAUGUUGUCUUUUCAUCUUGUUCUUUAACUGCAUGUAAAUUGUAAAUAGAAUGAAUGUUUAGGCUUAUUUUUAAGCCUGUACUUGGUGGAGAAAUCACCUCAAAAAUAUAUUAGUGUUUGAAUCCAGUAUAGUUAAAGGGGAAAAAACACAAUCCUAUUCAGUAUGUAGACUGUUUCUGAUAGGCUGUAAGUUGACUACUUGGGUAAGACUUCUCUUGUGUACUGUUCAGUGGGUUUUAACUGCUUGCUAAAUAUAAAUGUUUUCCUCUGAUUUGGCUAGUUAAAGGAGCACUAUAGUGCCAGGAAAAAAAAACUUGUUUUACUGGCACUAUAGGGUCAUUAGGUCCCCACCCUCAUGGCCCCCCUCCUGUUGUGCUGGAGGGGUUAAAAUCCCUUCAGCCACUUACCUUUCUCCAGCACCGGGCUCUCUCUGUAUUGGGGAACUCUCCACCCCCUGCCGACAUCAGAUCCAACUGCGCGUGCGCGGCUAGAGCCGCGCGCGCCUUCAAACAGCCCAUAGGAAAGCAUUACUCAAUGCUUUCCUAUGUAUGUCCAGUAUCUUCUCACUGUGAUUUUCACAGUGAGAAUUGCGGAAGCACCUCUAGCGGCUGUCAGUGAGACAGCCACUAGAGGCUGGAUUAACCCUCAGUGAAACAGAGCAUUUUCUCUGAAACUGCUAUGGUUUCAGCUGCAGGGUUAAAACUAGAGGGACCUGGAACACAGACCACUUCAUUCAGCUGAAGUAGUCUGGGUGCCUAUAGUGGUCCUUUAAUUGUUUGGUGAUCUAAUGAUCUUUGUGCAGAGUUGUUGAGACAGUCCCAGUAUAAAGAAUAGGUGGACAAAUACAUGAAAUGGAAACUAUGUUAAAGGAACACUAUAGUCACCUGAACAACUACAGCUUAAUGUAGUUGUUCUGGUGAGUAUAAUAGCUCCCUUCAGGCAUAUUCAUGUAAGCACUGCCUUUUCCGAGAAAAUGCAGUGUUUACAUUGCCCCUAGGGGCCACUCCUUAGAUGGCCACUGGAGGGGCUUCCUGGCUCAGGGCUGCACAGUAGGCAGCCCUGCCGUUCAGCGUCCCCACGCUCUGCAUUGAGACGCUAAAUUUUCCUCAUAGAGAUGCAUUGAUCCGUGCCGAUGGCUAAAAAUUGGCCUUUUCAAUUAUGUCACAAAGAGGGCGGAGCCAGCGCACGCAGACUGGACCGGCACUAGAAAUAAGGUGAGUUGUAUUUUUUUUUUUUAUAUAUAUAUAUAUUUUUAUGGGGGAGGGGCAAGCCACCUAAAUGGCGGGUUUAACACUAGAGGGUCAGGAAUAAAACCUCACAAUUUGUACGGACCAUGCUGUUUUCCUCUGUUUAUUCGUUUUUUGUUUCUCAUAGCAGAUCCAGUUUGCCGACCAGAAAAGGGAGUUUAACAAGCGCCCUACUAAGAUUGGACGUCGUUCUCUGUCCCGAUCCAUUUCCCAGUCAUCAACUGAUAGCUACAGUUCUGGUGAGUAAUCCAUCCUUUUAAGCAGUAGAGUAGAGGUAAGUGGAUAUAACAAUCACUAAUUCACUGUCUCCUUAUGAUGUGUAGUUACAUACAUGUCGUCACCCUGCAGUUUGGUAUAUGUGUCUUUAUAUUCAUUAUCAUCACAUUGUGUGCUUGGAGAAUAUAUAUACACGUGUCAAAGACCCCUGCAGACUUGGUAAAAAUGUGUCAUUGACAUAAUAUAUACAUUAUGGUAGCCACAUUUCUUGCUAACGUAUAAUUCAAGGUAUGUGAAUGUAUACCUUCUACUUCCUGUAAACCUUCACUACAGCAGGUAGAUGCAAUAUGCCAGAGCCUGUGCAUAGUUAAUUUAGGUAAGUUUGUUGUAAUUUUCCUUAAGGUACUGUUUGAUUAGGCUUUUUUUUUUUUUUUUUUUUAAUUGGGGAAGUGCAUGGGGAUAUUAUGUCUUGUUGUUUUUAUUCAAAAUGUCUUUAGUUGUAGUCAUGCUUGAAAUUCAGCUACGUUUUUACAUAAGAAAGACAUAUCUUGUGCUUUAAAACCAGAUAUACAGGAGAUCACAUUUUGCAACAUAUUUUAAACCUGUAAUGAAAGUUGUGUGCCUGGAUAUUAAAGGGGCACUCCAAUCACACACAGUACAACUCUUGUCUGAUGGAAUGGUGCAGUGAGGCUUUGGAAUGCAUCCUGUGUUUAGGGUUGUUUUGUUUUUUGCAAACGGGUAGUGUACCUAGUACACUCGGUCAUCACCAUUCAUGUUGGAUAACAUUGAUCAUUGUAAUACGGAAGCAUAGAUUGCAUGUUCUAAAUGCUGGUGAUGGUGGCUAGGGAAGUGUUUUGAAGUGGUUUUUGUCAUGCUUGAGUGGUGAUGACAUUUGAUUUACUAAACACACUCAGGUUGUCCGUGUGUAUGGAAUUGGUGUUGAUAAUGUAGAAAUGAAAAUUCUGCAUUACCAAUGUGACUAGAGGAAAGCAGACUUUGGAUGGCAGCCAGAGUCACCAUUUAGCAAACCACUUUCAAAUAGCUGGACAAAAAAGAAAAACCCUACAACAGUACUGAUAAUGUUUUAACCAUAACCACUUCCGAAUAGUACUGCUUAUGGUGCUUAGUAAACCUUUAAGCUUCAAAUGCUUAGUAGAAUUCAUUACUUAAAGCACAUAUCCUAGUUAUAGAGAAGUAGUAAAGGCCUCUUCCAACAAGUCCAAAUAACACCUUAAAGGAACAAUAUAGCAAUAGGAAUACAUCCCUAUUCUCCUCUUUAUUUGAAUUCAGGACCUCAUCUAAUUGAGCAUAAAUUGGAGGUUAAAAGCAUAUUUCUUUAAAAGCAUUAUUUUUUUGUUCGCAUCCCUAUCUUAAAAUAAAAUAAAAAUAAACUGUUCAGUAGUUACUGUUCAUUGCCACAUUUCACACAAUGUAAUAAACUUGAGGUAUUAUAAUAGUAUUGCAUAGAUAAUACGUUUAUGACCUAGUUGAUAUAUUUGAACAUCCAGUAGUCCUCGGAUGGUGGUUCAUUUGGAAGAUUAAUGGUGCAUGCUUAUGUCCUUUAAUAAAAAAAUGUCAAUAAUGAGGGUUUUCAAUUUAAUAGGUUUUGGCAAAUUCCUAACAUUAAAAGCAAUUUGAAGUCACAAGAUCAGCCUUUUUUUGUGCCUGCUAGAAUCCAGCUGUAACUGGCUGAUUUCUCCCUUCAUUCUCAUGCAGAUAUUCAGUCAAUGUCAUUCCUUGUUAUUAAGCACAGAUUUUUAUGGUUUUAAGUCAACUUGGGAAUACAGCCCAGAAAAUACCAGUCUUCUGUCUCACAGGGAUUUUCAGAUUGGGCUGGGCUUUCUUUAAGGCCCUGCUGAGAUCUGACCUUCAGGGAAAUAUUUCUGCACUGCCUAUAAACCCUAUUACCUAACCUCUGCAAAAAUGUGCUGCUGGCAAGUACAAUGCAUCUUUCAAUUACACUGUGUAUUCAGUGUAUCAGCAAUCAAAUUCAAUUAUGAUAACUUAAUUUUCUGUUAAGUACUACCCCCACCACCACCUUCAUCCUCCCUCCUUCCUUUGAAGAGGAAAAAGACUUAAAAGGAUUUUGUAAACAUUCAAUAUUUGUUUAAGACAAAGAGUCACUUGCAUUUUAUAAUCAUCUGACUUUGUUCAGAAUUGACACCAAAGGGCCUUUACGGUGACCACCAUGGCUACCAUCAGUGUCCGUAUGUAUGCUAUGGUAGAGGUUCACCUGUUUGUCCACUCAUCUCACUGCACAGACGUCCCAACAAAUUUAAAUUUUCUGUCUUAUUUGUUACUUUGUAUUUACUGUUAUGUUCUGUGUAAUAUUCCCGUCUUUAUCUCUAAAGCAAAACAUGGCCAAUUUGUCUUUUGUAUGUUUUCCAAGUUUUGUUUGGUCUGUACUAAGCUCUUGAAAAGGUAUUGGGUAAACUCACUCUAAACUGUAAGUCUAGAAAACAAGUAUUAAGAAUAAUUAUAUUAUCGUAUGACUUAUGAUUUUUGUGUAAACCCAGACUUACAGGUAACUUGCAGCCGAGUCUGGAUCCAGGUUUCAAUCUGUAUAGUCUCCGACAAUUGCAAGUACAGUGCGUAGAUUAAAUUUUGCAAUUUUGUCAGCAACACACAGCUGGCAGACUAUAUAACCUGACCUGCUGAACCUUGAUUCUUGCUUUGCAUGCUGUAGCAAACAGUGACAGGCUGGAUACCUGUGUACAUUAUAAAAUACUUUUCUCACAAUGCUUUGGGUCACAUCAACAAUCAAUUAUCAAAUCAAGACUGCAGUUGGGUUGGGGGGGGGGCGGGGAGAUACAAAAAUGGUUAUUCACAUAAAAACGUAAGUCUUAAUUAUAUUACAAAGAAUAACAAUUUCCUGCAUGUGUUAAAGCAUGCAAAGUCACAAAUGGCUUCCUCAGGGGUAUCUUGACUGCCUUUAUAAGGCUGUUGGUAUCUACACUGCCUAAUGCAGUAUAAUUACAGGCAAAACCAUUUUGGCUUUGCUGAUUAUAUCCUCUUUCACUAGCUGCUUCCUAUACAGACAGCUCCGACGAUGAGACUUCACCCCGAGACAAGCAGCAGAAGAACUCCAAGGGCAGCGGUGACUUUUGUGUCAAGAACAUAAAGCAAGCAGAGUUUGGGCGACGAGAGAUUGAAAUCGCUGAGCAAGGUAAUUGAGGCUAGGACAAAUGCCUUUCACAUGAUUGACAGGUAACCCCUUCUACUUGUAACAAAACAUUGUGAGUCUGAAUUCCCAGCCUGUGGUAGUUUGUCCUUUCCUAUCCUUUGAACUCGGUAGCUCCUGAUCCGUUCAUGCAUUCAGAAGAUUUUCACCAGAGUGCAGGUAAGUCAAAGUAAGUCAAGAGAAUUCUCCCUACAAAAUAAUUGUACUUUUUUUUUUUUUUUUUUGCAUUGUGUGCUUCAAUUAGAAGUGUACAGAUUAAUACAUAAGGAGAACCUGUAGUCCGCUCUAGUCGUCUAUGAUGCAGUUAUCAAGGAUGUUCUCCUCAAAGUAAUUGCAUGAAGGUUGCUGCAACGUAUGUGAUUGCAGAAUAAAAGAAAAAGUCUUGAUAAUUGAAAAACAAUUUUGUCCACUUUCCAUGUUUCUAAAAUGUAUCCACAAAUUAACUGCCAUAUAAAAAAAAAAAAUUUACACUAGAGGUGCAUUGUGGACAUAUGGCUCAUGCAUGGCAACUGCAUGCUUUGCUAAUCAAAUGCUUCUCAUACAGAAGCUUUGGUUUCAGUUGCUUCUCAAAUAGAAGGAUUACCUUCUGUUAUGAAUAAAUGUUCAAGGCAAGUAAAAGAGAAAACUCUACAAGCUGCCUAAUUGGAAUCCCAUAGUGUGCAACUAAGAAAAUUUAUAAAAAUGACGAUUUCUCUUGAAAUCAGCCGAAAGGGUUCUUUCGGCUAACCUCUAAAGCAAUUCAGCAAGCUGAAGUGCUAGGGGACAGGAGUGUUCUUUUAAUACGUCUUUUUAUCUAGUUCAUUACAUAAAACAGUGUGUUUGAUUACCAGUUUGAAUAUGCCAUGAGCAUUAUUUGCAUGUUACACGUUUGGUACAUACUAGAUCAUUUAAGCUGGUCUUCAAUAAGCUCUAGAUGUCUACAGUGCAGCAUUAUUUCCACUGUAGAAUAGAGCGUUGCUUAAAUCUGUGAUCACCUGUGGCUUUCAAACAAGUAGUAUUCACACUUACGAUACUGCUUUAAUGAUCUGAAGAACCAGUUCAAGUGUGUAAUGUAAUUUUUACUGUAGGUGAGUAUUGUAGUGUAUGUGCCCCAAAAUAAAUAAAUAAAAAAAUACAGGUAAAAAUAAAGUGCUUAUUUAAAAUGCCAGGAAUUCUAAAGAACACAACAAUCCAUACAAGAGCAGCGCACUAGAUGGAGCUGCACACUAGAUGGAGCUGCACACUAGAUGGAGCUGCACACUAGAUGGAGCUGCACACUAGAUGGAGCUGCACACUAGAUGGAGCUGCACACUAGAUGGAGCUGCACACUAGAUGGAGCUGCACACUAGAUGGAGCUGCACACUAGAUGGAGCUGCACACUAGAUGGAGCUGCACACUAGAUGGAGCUGCACAUACCUGUAUAUGCACACUGUGAAAUUCCAACUUUCUUUCCAGUUGCAGUUCUAUAAAAUCACUACAUGGUAAGGAAUGGAAGAAGUCUGCUCAAAUAGCCAAAACCUUUAAUACAAGCUUGUUUGGAAACACCUCUGCCAGAUAGUCUUUGGGAUACAGUAGGCAAGUAAUAGGAAGUCAAUACACAUCUGCAUUUCCCAGGUUUCUAAUCUAUCAAUGAGUCAUUGAUGUGCGAGAAUAAUUAUGGUAAAACAUUGAACAUUUGUGCCCUAAUCAUAAUAUUCAAAACUUGUCUUCCACUUGAUGGAUGGUGACCGUUUUAUAUUUUGUUUUCUUUAUCUUCUAACAGAGAUGCCUGCAUUGAUGGCUCUACGCAAGAGAGCACAGGGAGAAAAACCUCUGUCUGGUGCUAAAAUUGUGGGUUGUACUCACAUAACUGCACAAACCGCGGUGAGUAUUAUAUAUUUGGAUAUAGUAACCUAUUGAUAAGAUUUGUGUUGAUUGUCUGAAGAGGAUGUGGACGUUAGAUAGUCAGCUUUGCAUAUAUCUGAUAUUUGUGUAUGGGGAUGGAGUUGGUUGGGGUUUUUUUUUUGUUUCUUCCCCCAUGUUCCAAACCAACUGUAAUUAUAUAGAGUAUAAGCACCAUGAGUUAAAUAUGUUGGUCAAUUUAAGAUGAUUUCAAUUUGGUACUGGCUAAAAGCACAAUGCGCUGUUGUCAUGGUUUAUCCCCUUUUAUGUAAUAUUUGGAUGUAUUGAUCUAUGUAUAGUGCUAAGUUAUAUCUUUGGGGUUCGUUAACUCAUUUUAACAGCAAUGCCUUGGUUUGUUUUUUACUCCCUCUGCAGGUUCUAAUUGAAACUUUGGGGGCCCUGGGAGCACAGUGUAGAUGGGCUGCGUGCAACAUUUACUCUACUCUAAAUGAAGUAGCUGCUGCAUUGGCAGAAAGUGGUAGGUAAUGUGUGUAAGAGUACUGAGCGGAGAUAAAAAUUUGUUUUUGUUUUUUUACAGCAUGUGAGACAGAUCAGCAGUAUUUAGCAGAAUAAUUUCAAACAAAACUAGGACAAUAACACCCCGUACACACACACACCUCACAUGUAUAUGUAAUCAAGAUUUUAGAAUGACACAAAAGUAUAAAAGAGCAACUGCACUAGUGUUCACAAAGGUGUUAAGUACUUUCAGGUUUCAAGACGUUAAAAGGGACACUGUAGGCACCCAGACCACUUCAGCUCAUUGAAGUGAUCUGGGUGCCAACUCCCAUCAAGUUUAACCCUGCAAGUGUUAUUAUUGCAGUUUUUAGAAACUGCAAUAUUUACCUUGCAGGGUUAAGUCCUUUUAGUGACAGCCACUAGAGGAACUUCCAGCUUCUUAUACUACUUUUGGCUGUCCUCCAGCGUCGCAACAAUCCCCACAGGAAAGUAUUGAAUAAUGGUUUCCUAUGGAGAGGUGUAAUGCUCGCAGGCAGAGCCUGACUCAGUGCCGAGGGACAUGGGCGUUGGAUACAGGUAAGUGUCCGAAGGGGUUUUAACCCCUUCAGCGACGUGAGGGAGGGGAGCGCUCCAGUAUCCUCUAGUGCCUGGAAAACGGGUUUGUUUUCCUGGCACUGCAGAAUCCCUUUAAGUGCCUGUAUACCUGGACAGCAUCCUUCUCCAUGCUUUGACAAGAGCCCAUCCUAUGUGGGUCUUGCUCGGUUUCUAAUGCAUCUUUGUCUGCAUGAGCAAAACUGAGAACAAGCCUGUCAGUAGGCUGGUAGCAGCUGCAUUGUUGCGAUCUGUUUAUUCAGUAGUUCCUAUAAUCACAUCUGAUGAAUGGAACUGCUGCUGAAGAUGAAAUACAACCUAUAAUCCCUGAAUGGACAGUUGUAUAUGGCUUAACAUCCUGCUCCAUAGAACAGAAAGAGGCGCCCUUUCUGGUCUGGGAAUGGUUCUGUGCUGCUGCUUGCCUGUGGAUUUUCAGCAGUAACUUUCAAAGAUGCAUUUUUUUUAUUUAUUUAUUUUGUAGGGUGGCAGGGCUCAUCAUGUUACUUAUUAUGCGAGCAGUGUCUAUGUGUUAGUGAUAUCGGAUGCUAUAAAGUGUCUGAACAGUAAAAUGGUAACAAUUUGAGAUGUAUUCAUAGGUAAAGCUUUGCUUUGUCAAAUUAGUAAUUUGCCUAAAGUAGAGUUACGCUGUGACUACACAGGCUGGUAAAGAAAUUAAUAUUCCCCUAAACUGUCCAAGCACUCUGCUUACUAUAGGGUGCUUGUGGUCAUUACCUAUUGAGGAAUCAGAUGACAGCGCUUGCUGGCAGUCCUGGUAGUUCUAAAUGUGACAGUUAUGCAGCCAGAGCUUUGAGUCAUGGAGUAUUCUGCAUCGCUGGAGUUGCAUAUGACAUUAACGUAUACAACUCCAGCGAUGCGUAAGUACAUUAAAUAAAUUAUUAUUAUUGGUAUUUAUAUAGCACCAAUUAAUUCUGCAGCGCUUUACAAUAAUAUGAAAGGGGGAGGGGGGGAAUUUACAAUAAAUGAGACAAUUACACAGUGACACAGGAACAAUCGGUAGAUGAGGGCCCUGCUCAAACAAGCUUACAGUCUAGAGGCAUUGCAUUGAUGUCCUGUAUAAUUCAUGAAUGUUCAUUUCAUCUGACACAAACAUGCACUUUUAAGACAGGCAUGUAAUACAUUAUAUAUAUAUAUAUAUAUAUAUAUAUAUAUAUAUAUAUAUAUAUAUAUAUAUAUAUAUAUAUAUAUAUAUAUAUAUAUAUAUAUAUAUGUAUAUGUAUGUAUAUAUAUGUAUAUGUGUGUGUGUAUAUAUAUCCAUGUUUUAGCAUUUAUAUUGUACUGUUUUAGAUAUGUUAUGUUAGUGUUAGUGCAUUUUUUAAUUAAAAUUGUAUUGUAAUUAAUGAACCUGUUGUGCCCAGAACCAAUUCAUUUAUCUGCACUUUUUUAAACCCCAAGGAUUCCCAGUAUUCUCUUGGAAGGGCGAGUCAGAAGAUGAUUUCUGGUGGUGCAUUGACCGCUGUGUGAAUGUGGAAGGCUGGCAGCCUAAUAUGGUAAGUGUGGCAAGUGUUGUUAAUGGUGACAAUACUUGUGUGCAAAAAUUAGAUGACGUACUGCUACACUAUGAAAGUAGAUCAAAGCAUGUGUGCUCAAUAGUUGUGAUGUUAAAUGGACACCAUAGUCAAAAAAAACAACUAGCAAUUUUGAUGUAUAGAUAAUUUCUGUUUCUGUCCAUGCAGCCCUCCCAUCUGUGACUGACCGCUUGUAAUCAGAUAACUUACUUUAGAAGUCUUUAUCUACUGCUCUCUAAAUUGAACUUUAAUCACACACAGGAGGCUGCUGCAGGGUCUAGGAGGCUAUUUACAGAACAGGAGAUAAGAAAUUCCAAAUAUAACACUGUGCAAUAAAGGAAGUGUAAACAUUAGAUCUCACUUUACAGGAACUUUUUAGGAAGACUGUGCAAGUCAUAUGCAGAGAAGUGUGACUAGAACUGCAUGAACAAAGGGAUUUAACUUCUAAAUGGCAGAGAAUUGAGCAGUGAGACUGCAGGGGCACGAUCUAUACACAAAAAUGGCUUAGUUAAGCUAAAGUUGUUUUUGGGGACUAUAGUAUCCCUUUAAGUUUGGUCAGUAUUGGCAUGUGUGGAUUCUAAAUUUAAUUUAUUUCAUACUUCAUGUUUGGUCAUGCAAAUAUCUACUGAAGGUAAAACUGUUACAAAAGUGGACUUAAAUUGCCUUAUAAAGUGAAUGAGAUUGUUGCUGGAAGAAGAUACAUUAGAAUAAUAGGGACCUAAAAAUUGCUGCACCUGUGCUCCAUCCAAUUUUGUUCCAUCACUAAAUCAUAUAGAUAAUAUAUAACUGUUGCAUAUUUAUUAUUUAUAUUUUUAAAUGUAUGCUUGUUACCAGAUGCAAUGACCGAUAGAAAUAUAUCAGGCUUAUAUUUUCUGUAUAAUUUUUCAUUUUAUAGUAUGGAUUGCUCUUAAUAAUGACACUUUUUUUUUUUUUUUUUUAUUCUUUAUUUUAUUUUGUGCUGCAUAGUUAAUAAUAAAAACACACCUUCACUGCAUUUCCCUGCACAUAUUGGGUUAGAGGAGAAGAAAGUUGUGUGAAUGUCAAAUGUUGUUUGAUGUAAACUGUGUACUUGUAAUCUUUAUUGGCAGGGGGGUGAGGUGAUAAAAGUCUAGCUCAUCAUUAGAAUAUGAAUUGCCAAAGAGGCUUUUUGAAGUCUGGGGAUUUGAAAAACUUUCUAAGAGGAAUUAAUUGUUUUUCUUUUCUUUUUUUUUUAUAUAUUUGCUUAAAAGAACCACUAUAGCUCCUUUUCCUGGCACUAUAGGGUCAUUAUGUCCCCCCCACCAUCAGGGUCCUCCUUCAGCCACUUGCCUUUCUCUAGCAACGGGCUCCCUCGGCGCUGGUGACCUCUCCUCCCCCUGCCGACGUCAGAUCCACAUGCGUGGCAAGAGCCGUGCACACAUUCAAAGCAUUACUCAGUUUUGAUUUUCACAGUGAGAAUCGCGGAAGCGCCUCUAGCGGCUGUCAGUGAGACAGCCAAUAGAGGCUGGAUUAACCCUCAGUGAAACAUAGCAGUUUCUCUGAAGUCGGGGAGAAGCCCAAUCCGUAGAUGACUAUUAGGUUGCCCAUAUAUUUCAGGGCUGCUUUAAAGUAGUGGUGAGGAGUUAUAUUACUUUGUUUAUGCAGCCCUAGCCACACUUCCCUUUGCUGAGACUCCGUCUCCUUACGCACGUCUUGAAAAAGUCUUCAUUUUUACCUUCCCUAAUUGCACAGUGUGUUUAAGAAUUUAUCUCCUGCUCUGUUAAUUGCGAGCUAGAGUCUACAGCAGCCUCAUGUGUGAUUUAAAGUUCAAUUAACGUAACAUGGGAUAAGAAAGUCUACUGUAAAUUCACUGAGCAGUAAUAUCUGAUUGGCGGUGAAACCAUUUUUUUCAUAGAGGCUGUGUAAAGCCAGGAGCAGUGUUACUAAAGUGGCUAUUUGCAGAGCAGGAGAUAAGAAAUUCUAAAUUAGACUGUGCAAUAAAGGAAGUGUAAACAUUGGACCUUACUUUACAGGAAGUGUGUAGGAAGGCUGUGCAAGUUACAUACAGGGAUGUUUGACAUGGGCUGCAUAGACAAAGGUGUUGAACUCCUAAAAUUACCUAAAUGGUAGAGAAGAGUGCAAUGACUCUGCAGGGACAUGAUCUUUACACACAAACUGCCUCAUUAAGCUAUAGUUGUUCAGGUGCUUAGAAUAUUUAAGUAGAAACAUGUAACUGGGCAGUAGUAGUAAUGUACAAGUGUUUUCAUGGAGCCAUCUAGUUUAAUGUAGGGGGGACCUUGGAACAUUUUCCUUUGCUUUACAUGGCCUCUAGCUACUUGAAGUUUUAACGUCAAUCUUAUGUUUUAGAUCUUAGAUGAUGGUGGGGAUCUCACACACUGGAUUUACAAGAAGUAUCCCAACAUGUUUAAGAAAAUAAAGGGCAUUGUUGAAGAAAGUGUAACUGGUGUGCAUCGGUAAGUUGUGAGAUGAUCAUUCAUAUCACAGUAAAUUUAAGCUGCACUAGACUUACAGGUUACUUAUUAAGGACAAUAUGCACUCAGGGUUUAGUGAAAAUCACCAGAUUUGCAAAUCUGAUAUUUAGUGAAGGCAGAUCAAGGGGAUAUCCAGUUACUUUCAUGAGUGUUGACAUCUCAUAUAGUUUAAAUUCUGCCCUUCACAGAUACCAUUGCCAUACAAAUGACAGAAUUUGCAUAUUUAUCAGAGAAGGAAUUUCUACCAAAUUCACUUUGAUCACUAGGCGAAAGAAAUCCACAAUCCACAUGGUUAAUUUAUAAAAGUGCCAAUUCCUAUUAAAAUGUCCACUUUUUGUAAAAUGGAAAUAAAGGACACACUCUUCAUACAUAAGGCACUUGAGCAAGCUGACAUGCUUUAAGGGUCUGCAGUGUCCCUUAAAAAUCACAAUCUGAUUCUUGAAUACAGUUUAGCAUUGCUAAAAUCUUGUAUCCAUAAAAGAGUGCAAUAUUGCUAAUUUGGAGAUUGCUAGUUGUAAAUGAUUUAUGUCUGAGUACUUAGGAAAACAGCAAGUUGAAACAUAUAUUUAAAAUAAAUAUUGGAUAUACCCUUCAUGUAAUUUAAUACAUCAUAGAGUUAUGACUACAAACAAAUGAUUGGAAGUACCAAGCAUCCAAUCAAGAGUGCACAGUUUGACAUGGCCUGUAUCCAUUAAAUCCUGGGGAUCAAAAACAUACUAGUGGCAACUUUCAGUCUACUGUAAAGGAAAGAAUGGUUGAGGCAGUGUUUAAAAAUAUUGGUGAAAUCCUAGAAUAUGCCUGUUUCUUUCAUCUAUAACCAAAGUGUAAUGCCUAGCUUGUUUUAACCUUUUACACACUGGUCGCUGAAGAACAUACUGUUAUGACUUUUUCCCUUUAAAUGCCACACUGGUGACACAAUUGAGUAAAAUCUCUUGUUUUUCCAACAGUUUGUACCAAUUAUCAAAAGCCGGAAAGCUAUGUGUCCCUGCAAUGAAUGUCAAUGACUCUGUCACCAAGCAAAAAUUUGACAACUUGUACUGCUGCCGGGAAUCUAUUCUGGAUGGGUAAAGUGUCAAUUUGUAAUUUAAGUUUCACGUAACAGUGCAAAAUAAUUGGGAUAAAAAGCCUUCGCUUGGACAUUUUUUUAGGAGAUAUUUGUUUAAAUGACAUAAUAAUCAUGAUUAGGUUUUGUAAGUUCUGCAACUUAAAGGUGGACAAUCCACAUGCCUUCAGCAGCAUUAGGAGUUAUCACAUCACACUGGGAAUGGGCAGGCUAGUGCGGCUUGUCACUGGCCCGUUUUUUUUUUUAUUUUUUUUAUUGCUGAUGCUGUAAAAAUCAGGAAAGUUACCCUGGCUAGUCUCUCAUGGAUCCAAAUGCAUAGAGUGAAAUUAAAGUUCACUGAGUGCAGCGGGCACAGAGCAAUCGUAACUAAUUAUAUACUUGCGCUGCACUUUAUAGUUGCUAAGUCUUUGGUGUCUAGAGUGGACACCAGAGACCAAAAAGAGGAUGGCAUAGAGAAGAAUUCAAGACUGCUCCAUCCAAAGGUAGACAGUUUGGAAUGGACCCACUGUUUCUUAAUGCAUCAAAUAGAUAAUGUUUUUAAAAAGGCUAAUGCGAUACAUUAAAAAUAAUAGAUACUAUCGCAUAUGAAGAAGGCUUCUGCUGUGUAACUUAACUUUUUGUUUCACUGCUGAGCAUAUCCCAUAAACACCGGUUUAUGGACUGCUUUUUGGGAUUUACCCUUAAAUGUCUACUUUCUGAUGUUGAAAGCCAACAGCUGAACUACAGAAGCCAAAGUGGUGUUGUCAUGUUCAGUAUUUUUAGAGCAAAAAGUAAAGUAUUGCAUGUUGGGACUGAUGAUGAAGAAAGUGUGAGCAAAUUAAAAUAACCCAGUUUAGCAUACACAAAACACCUAUCAAGAUAUUUAAGUGCCUGGAGUGGUCACUUCAAGAUUCAAUAAGUGGUCCUUAUUAGAAAAUAAUAAAAUUCUACCUUAAUGAUGAACUAAAACUAGUUUAAAAUAUAAAUGUGUAGUGGCACAUAUUAAAAUGACUGUUAUUAGGCCAAACAUUGAGUAUUUCAUAACGGUGCAAUGUGUGUUUUGAAUUUCAUUGAAAUUACAGUACUGUGAAAAUAAAUCCUAAAUGAAGAUAGGUCCUACUUUGUGUUUUAAGUCUGAAGUUGACAAAAGGUGUUACUUCUACCGUUAAAUUUUAUCCAAGUCCUUUCACUUGUAACAUUUUAUGGGUAUCUUACUUCUUGUGGAUUGCAAGACUGAUCUCAUGGGUUCCCCCAUAGCCAUUAAUGUUGUACUCUUGCAUGUGCGAUCAUGCACCAGGAGCUGAAGAAAGAAGAUGGUGGUGUCCAUGGGGACAGCUUCAGGUAUAUAUCUACAUUCUACUGCAACCCGGGACCACCACACCAAAAGCAGGAUGUAAAGACUCUAAGCAGCCACUUUAAAGGAGUUGGCUGAAAUACUUCAUGUGCCUGGAGUCUGUCAUGAUGGUUACCAUUUAUAAAUGUGUAAAAAUCGGCAUGAUUAGAUUUGGGGUAGAAAUAGGUCCAUGAAGGUUUUCUUCUGCUUUUGCUGGAUUCCACAAAGUUUAUGUAAGCAGCAGGCGCGCUAAGCAAGAGCACACAUGCCGUCCCUGUUUAAUGAGCUGUACUCAUUGACAAGCAUAGGAAAGGUGCAAUUGAGCGGCUUCAACACAGAGACUUACUAAUAAGAAACCUCUGGUGUAUUUCCCAGAACAGACUGAUGGUGUGGCAGAAAGAGGAUAGCUCUGUCACAGCCAGCAGCAGGUCUGUAGCCUUUGCAAGCUGUUUUUUUGUUUUGUUUUUUUCCUCUUCACAUACCCACCCAAAAAUAUACUUGCAUGUUUUCUUUGAGGGUAUAUUUAUUAAAUUGAUUUUUUUUUUUUUUUUUUUAAAUUGGGGCAGUGUUCCUUUAACGUUUGAAUCCAGAAAAGAAAAGCCAAUUGGUAGUUUAAUUGAUGGACCUACACUGUAGUGUCAUACAUAAUAUUAUUCUUUCUAAUACCAAUUUGUUGGACAAGUUACCGAUAGUUUUGAUUUUCAUGUAAAUUAUUAAAAAUGUAAAGAAUAUACCAAACUGAUAUUAAAUUAUAAUUUAUAAAAACGUCAAAUUAAGUGGAUUAAAGUUUUGUGGUUGUAAAAAUCACAUCGGCCUCACAUAAAAACUAGUCCAGGAUUUCUGAAAUCACUUGUUUUUUUCAAAAUUGUAUUAACUCCAAACACUGGCAGUUUUUGGAACCUCACAGGAUGCCACCUUUGCAUCCUGUUAGUUUCUCAUUUAUGCCCUGCUGGGUCUGCUCUGGUAAACUGUAAGUGCUGAUAUUGUGGAGUGAAAAUUAUUAGAAGCAACAGCAGCUUGGCUGUGAAGUGGAAGGUCACAUUAGCUCACAGAAUGGGGCCACACAAAGCAUACUACAUAACAUCUCUGUGCAUAGUUACACAACUCUCUCUCUCUCUCCCCCCCCAAAAGCCAAAGCAUGAUCUUUGUGUAGAGGGUUAAGUCCAUGGGGUGAAGUGGGAAGAGCACAACAAGUCAUUGGUUAAUAACACAUUCCAGGGGGUAGAGUCUAGCUUCUUCCAUCUUUAAACUUCACGAGUCGCCACAGGAUAAUAGUAUAAUGUCCAUACCUGUCUUAGCACUGAAAGAGUCUAAUACAGGCUAGUAGCCCUUAAAUCAUUAUAUAAAUUAAUGCACAUACUAAAAAUUCUGUGUUAAAAAGCAUUGUACAUGUCAGCUUUCCCCCCCCUUAUGUAAACAAAUUAGAUCAAUUCCCAUGUGUGCACUAUCAAAUUAUAUAUUUUUUUCAGAUUGAAACAGCAAAAUUACAUAUUUAUGUAACAAAAAAAGUGUUCAAGUGGCAAACUGUGAAAGUGCUGUAAAAGUUUAAUGUGUUUUGAGUUACGUUAUUGGUUAACUAGAGAUUAUUUUCUGAGAAUUUCCAUGUUAGUUUAUUGGAUUGACAAGCUAGCAAGUCCUGAAAAAAAUAUUUUUCCAUCUUUCUUCCACUUAUUUAAUAGACUUCUAAGACAUUUUAUAGACUUGUUGAAAAGUAAACAUUGUACUUUAUUUAAAAGGACACUAUAGUCACCUGAACAACUUUAGUUUAAUGAAGCAGUUUUGGUAUAUAGAACAUGCCCCUGAAGCCUCACUGCUCAAUCCUCUGCCAUUUAGGAGUUAAAUCCCUUUGUUUAUGAACCCUAGUCACACCUCCCUGCAUGUGACUUGCACAGCCUUCCAUAAACAUUUCCUGUAAAGAGAGCCCUAUUUAGGCUUUCUUUAUUGCAAGUUCUGUUUAAUUAAGAUUUUCUUAUCCCCUACUAUGUUAAUAGCUUGCUAGACCCUGCAAGAGCCUCCUGUAUGUGAUUAAAGUUCAAUUUAGAGAUUGAGAUACAAUUGUUUAAGGUAAAUGACAUCUGUUUGAAACCAGGUUUUGUUUUUUUUCAUGCAGGCUCUGUUAAUCAUAGCCAGGGGAGGUGUGGCUAGGGCUGCAUAAACAGAAACAAACUGAUUUAACUCCUAAAUGACAGUGAAUUGAGCAGUGAAAUUGCAGGGGAAUGAUCUAUACACUAAAACUGCUUUUAGACUAUAGUGUUCAUUUAAAUCCUUUACAUACGAGGUAUUCCUGUAUAUUCUUAGACAAACACCUUUGUUUGCCCUCGAGGCAGUCCUUAAUUUUUUUUUUUUUUUUUCAAUUUUGUUAUUUAGACUGAAACGGACAACAGAUAUGAUGUUUGGUGGGAAGCAGGUUGUGGUGUGUGGUUACGGAGAGGUACGUGUUUGAAUACCAAGAGAACUGCAGUUACAUACGGUGGUCAUGAAUACGCACAAUAAGAAACUGUUCAAACCUUAGUUUCAGUGUGCAAUAUAUUUGUAUAGGUUGUGUGUUGGACAAUGUUAGCCCAGUAUUUUUUGAUAGACUCUUCUCCACCAAUUGUUUGUUGGGAAAUGUGUAAUCAUUUGUAAAUGUACAAAUGGCAUCACCAACUUUUUCUCCAAAAAUAACUCCUUCAUCCUUUAAAUUUGUUGUGCUGAGCAUCGAUCCCCUGGUAAAAAGACAAAGGAUACAUCUGAGUCAAUAAAAGUUGACUAACAUAUAAACUAGGAGUUGUGUGCUAUUUUAGAACUCACAAUCUAGGUGUAUUCAACUUUUUCUUGCGCUCUCUCUUAAGAUGGGAGAGUCAUGUACAUUAAUGUAUGCCUGUCAAUUCUAUAUUCUUUCCUUUUUUUUUUUUAAAUAUAUAUCUCUAUUAUAUGUCUAUAUCUAUCUAUAUCUAUCUCCAGAGAGGUGUGUGCGUGUAAAUAUAUAUUAGUGUGUGUGUGCGUAAAAAAACUCAGAUCAAAUUCUCUACUUGAACAUAUAUAUGUAUAAUAACUUUUUUAAAUAUGCAAUAUUUUUCCACAGGUUGGCAAGGGAUGUUGUGCAGCUCUAAAAGCUAUGGGCUCAAUUGUGUAUGUGACAGAGAUUGAUCCCAUCUGUGCCCUGCAGGCUUGGUAAGUAAACUUGCAUGUAUGCACACAAUGUUUCCCAACAAAUUAAAUGUCAAAUACAAACCAGCCUGUAUAUUCAGAUAGUUGCAUGGUUAUUGUUAUUGUGAGGUAUCUGUCUGUUUCUCUGGUUUCUUUACCCUUUUCUGCUUCUUACAGCAUGGAUGGCUUUAGACUUGUUAAACUGAAUGAAGUUAUUCGGCAAGUGGAUAUUGUCAUUACCUGCACAGGUGAGGGGGUCAUAUCAUAGGACAGACGAAAUCCUGUUAUCUCCUCUAAAACAAUUAAUUGUUUAUUUGAAAUAAGUGCUUGAAUUUCUUUUAGGUUUGGUUCACUACAACGAAAGCUAUGUUUUAUAUUGAUUGUAUUCUCCACAGAUCCGUUAGGGGCUCUUUAACCUACAUAUGAAAGGAACGUGAUAGGGUCAGGAAGACAAACAUGUAUUCCUGACCCUAAAGUGUUAAAGCCAUCAUUUUAGGUGGCUUGCCCCCCUUAAAAGGUAAUGAAACUUACCUUUUUUUCCAGCGCCACACUGCACUUUCCUCUCCCCUGCCACCUAUCCGCCUCCUUGGCUGACAUCAUAAAAUUUGAUUAUUUCAGCCAAUCCAAUGCUUUCACAUGAGAAAAGCCAUUGGAUUGGCCGACAUCAUCAAGGAGGAGGUUCGGGGACGAGCGCCUUAAAUCAGUGCAUCACACCAGGAAGCCAUCUGAGUGGCGGCCACUGGAGGCUCACCUAGGAAGCAAUGUCAGCACUGUCCUUUCUCUGAAAAGACUGUGUUUACAGCAAAAUGGCUGCAGGGACCAACUAUACUCACUAGAGCAACUACAAUAAUCUAUAGUUUUUCUUGAGACUAUAGUGUCCCUUUAAGUGAAAAGUAUUUAUAUGACUAAAAUGUAUUCUGUUUACUUAAGGACCUAUUCUGUGCAGUCUAAAUACUUGAUCUGUGCUUGUCUUGUAAAUAUAUUUGAAAGCUUUUUUCUUUUUUCAUACUGUGUUCCAUAAAGCAUUUAAGACAUUUUAAAAUGCAAUACUGCAUUUCAUAUUAGUAUCAUUUGCCUCUUUUGCUUUAUUCCAAUCAUGUGCUGUGUCCUUAUCUUUAGGUUAGGAACUGAACUAUAUCUCAAUCUUGAGAAUGGGUGGCCCCUCCAGAUUCCAGUGGUAGAUUGCAGAGAGAUGUAAAAUGUGGCCAUGCCGCUUUGGUUGCCAUAACUCCAUCUUCUCUCUGUAUUUUUAAUGCUUUAUCUUUUGAAUAUAUGUCCAAAACCCCACUUUCAGGUGGCAUAUAUAGAUGGCUUAAAAACUCAUUGUUUAGUGAAGCAUCCAAACUCGUUCAUAUUGUAGGGAAUACUCACGUGAUUGCUUAAAGGAUCACUAUAGGGUCAGGAACACAAACAUGUAUUCCUGACCCUAUAGUGUUAACACCACCAUCUAGCCCCCCUGCGCCCCUCACGAUUCCAUAAAUAUAGCAAAAUCUUACUGUAUUCAAGCCUGAAGCUGUAACUCUGCAUGCUGUUAGACUCACAAAAACAAACAGUCUGCUGACAUCAGAAGUGGUAACCUGAUGCAAUCACAAUGCUUCCCUAUAGGAUUGGCUGAGACUGACAAAGAGGCAGAUCAGGGGCAGAGCCAGCAUGAUUCAAACACAGCCCUGGCCAAUCAGCAUAGCCUCAUAGAGAUGAGUUGAAUCAAUGAAUCUCUAUGAGGAAAGUUCAGUGUCUGCAUGCAGAAGGAGGAGAUACUGAAUGUUUGGAUGCAUUUUAGGGAGCUAGGACCCAGGAAGGAUCUCUAACAGCCAUCUGAGGAGUGGCCAGUGAAGUUAUCACUAGGCUGUAAUGUAAAGACUGCAUUUUCUCUGAAAAGACAGUGUUUACAGCAAAAAGCCUGAAGGUAAUGAUUAUACUCACCAGAACAAAUUCAAUAAGCUGUAGUUGUUCUGGUGACUAUAGUGUCCCUUUUAGAAUCCACAUGCACUGGAAACUAGGAACUCUCAAUGUGUGAAAAGAUGCUUUCUUUUUAUAUUGAUUGUCCGUUCCGAUUUUCCACUGCAUUUAUUUAUAGCAUUGUUACUUAAACCAGUUCUCAAGACUCAUCAACAGUCCAGGGUUUAUCUGCAUCUGCUUUGGAAUAAAACCGGUAAAUACAUUGUUGGGGGUCCAUGAAGACUGGCUUGGGAACCACUUAUCUAUAGUAUAAAUUAAAGGUUAUCUUUAAAUGUGUUCUGUCUGUACAUAGUAAUAGCUAGAUAGAAUACUUAGAGUAAACAGAAACGCAUUGAAUACACUAUACAUGCAUCAGGUAAUGUCAAUGUUUGCUUUACUGGAAAGCUUGAACAAUUCCUGCUAAGGCUUGGAAAAUAAAGCAGUCUUUAAAAUUCUCUCAGGUCACCAUUUAUAUGCUAAAUUCCCCUCAGGUAACAAGAAUGUGGUCACUAGAGAACAUCUCGACCGAAUGAAGAAUGGCUGCAUUGUGUGCAACAUGGGGCAUUCCAAUACAGAAAUAGAUGUGGUAAGAAUGAGAAAUGAACUUGUGGAGGUGGAUAUUGGAGGGGAAUUUUACUAAGUAUUUUUGAAAAGAAGUAUUCAUGAUCUGCCAUUAUACAGCUAUUAAGAUUUAUGACAGGGGGUAUUAAUCGACAAAAUACAACAGAUGCCUUAAGAUGGCGCUGCUUAAUGAUCUGUUUAUUCUGUCCUGUAUUUCAUAAUUCUCCAAUAUUAGGAAGUCUUAUGACAAAAUGUUAGUCAUUGUUUUAGCUUUUUGGCUAAGUAUCAUGGAAGUCUAACCUGGAAAGAUGCUGUUUUUUUUUUUUUUGUUUGUUUUUUUAUAUGAAGAGAAGAAAUACUUUCCUAAGUCACAGAGUUUGUCAUUCAUCAUGCUGUUUUUAAUGAGCUCAUGGUUGGUAUAAUAUCUCUUUAUUCCAGGCUAGCUUGCGCACCCCUGAGCUGACUUGGGAACGUGUGAGAUCUCAAGUGGAUCAUGUGAUCUGGCCAGAUGGCAAAAGGAUAGUUCUGCUGGCAGAGGUAUGAAAUCAUUUACCCUAAUCCAGUUUAAGGGGCCGCUGUACUGAUACGGUACUCUAGGCAGAUAGCUUGUUUAGCUUUAACAUUGGAAGUCACUGUGGUUUAGUGUACAUUUUUAUUUUUUUUAAUCCAUGCAAGCUCCACUUCCUACAUGGGCAGAAAGCCGUGUGUAUUGUUUGUGCCUUUUAGAUUCCUGAAAUUUUAAUCUGACCCAGCUACUGAUGGUGGUCACCGUUUAGAAAUCUGCAAAGUUAUUGUUUGCCUUCAUUAUUUAUAUAUGCUAAAACUUUAAGGGCAUUUGUUGGACAGCUUUUAGUUUGUUGUGAGCCCUAAAGUGCAAAUAUUAUGGGGCAAGACAUUACUUUGUGGUUAAUAUGGCUAAAGUUGAGUUCUAUGCAAUAUUUAUUUGGAUGGUGAGCUACUUGAAUCCUUGGAAUAACUCAAAUAUCUUUUCUGUAAGGGACGACUGCUCAACUUAAGCUGCUCCACCGUGCCAACAUUUGUCUUAUCCAUCACCGCAACUACACAGGUGAGUCGCCAUGAUAAAUAAAUCAUGACUUGUAUGUUUGGUAGAGUACAAUGCAUAUUCAAAAUAUGCAUCCUAUGGACGAUACAGCUAGACAAGAUAAUACCUGGACAACAUUUGGCCCACAGCUGCUACUUAAUAUAGAAUGACAUUCUCAGAUAUUAGAUUCUAUUAUGACAGAUAAGCCUAACCAGUCGUAGACCAACCGUUUUUUCCAAUAAAAACAUAUGGGAACAUUUCUACUCUGUUACCAGAUAUAUGCUCAUCUCUUUUAAUAGAAUUCAGCCAAUGUCAUCAGAAAUGUGUCCCCAUAAUAACCUUGCUUUUUAAUAGUGCUACAGUACUGGAUACAUGCACCAUGCCAACCAAUGGUGUCUCUUCGGGAGGUACAUAUCUGCUGUAUUGUUCUGUUCAUCUUUUGUACCAUUUUACUCAUAUUAUGCUAAUGAUGACACAGAAAUGGUUCAUACCUAUUUGGCUAAAGACUUUAACUUUUCCUGCUUAGCGAACAACCCUUCUAAUGUAGUUUUUGCCCUUGGGUGGAAAACAUUUGAGGUUUAUUUAAAAAAAAAAAAAAAAAAAAAAAUUUACAAUGAACUCUAAACUGAAUUACAAAAUUUAGGCAAAUGCGGAUUUGGAAAAAUGUACAAAGUCUGCCAUAGCUUGGCACAGCUUGGCAACUUUUGGUCUAAAUUUUAUAGUUCAGUUUUCAUUUUACUUUAAUUUUGAGUUUAGUGAAUAAACCACAUGCAUUUAGGACCCUAAUAUCUCCUCGUUUCGGUGCCAAGAGAGUUUAGAGCAGGGCUGUCCAACCUGCGGCCCCCAGAUGUUGCUGAACUACAACUCCCAUGAUUCCCUGGCUAUCUGUUUAAUUGAAAGAAUCAUGGGAGUUGUAGUUCAGCAACAUAUGGGGGGCCGCAGGUUGGACAGGCCUGGUUUAGAGUGCCUAGGUGAAUGUCUAAGCAGAUAAGGCCUGCAUGUUUUAUUUGUAAUGUUAACACUUGCUUCUCCAUUCUCAUAGGCACUGGCUCUAAUAGAACUCUACAAUGCUCCUGAAGGUAGAUACAAACAAGAUGUCUACCUGCUGCCUAAGAAAAUGGGUGAGCAUUGCUUUGGAAACUGUCACAUAUUUUGAUAAGUGAACAUCACUACUGGCUGACUCUUAAGUGGACACCUCUUCUUUUUUUUGUUUUAUAACGGGGAGUAGUUUACAAUAAGUGAAUAUGUACAGUGUAGCACCAUAGACAGAAAAGUGAACUUCAAGAGGAAAAUAUAGAAGUACAUGAAAUACAAACAACCUAAAAUGUUGAGAGAGAGAGAAGUCUAAGUUUCACAGAGCAGCAGGCAAGCUAAGUUGAGUGACAUUUAGUCAGAUAACCGUAUAAGCUGACCCAACAUGACUGUUCAGUCUGAUAAAAAGUGACAUUUUCUAAAAAACAAAUUGUAAAAAUCUACAUCUAAAUAUAUUGAGAGAGAAGACCUGGCAAAGACUGUAUGGAUAUACUCAUAAUUUAUACACAUUGUAUAGUAAUAGCAUUGACUAUAAAUCUCUAUUGUCAUCUGCGAUUAGCUUUCACAAAACAAGGAAGUGACUUGGCUCCUCUACAUAUCUUGUAGUCUUUAGCUCUGCUUUAUUUAUACCACUUGGUCUUCAGAGAAUUGUACGCUGCAGGUGAACCUGGUGUUCUGCUUAGUAGUUGGAAUGUUGCAAACUUCUCUUUUGUGCUAUAAAUUUUUUUUUUUUAAAUCAUGUUUGAAAUAGAAAUAGAUGGUCAUAUUUAACAACUGUGAUUGUCUUGCUAAUUCAGUGCUAAUCCUUUCCAUUUAGAUGAGUAUGUUGCCAGCCUCCAUCUGCCCACCUUUGAUGCCCACCUAACUGAGCUCUCAGAUGAGCAGGCCAAAUACCUGGGACUCAACAAGAAUGGGCCUUUCAAACCAAAUUACUACAGGUGCGUGCCCUUGUGAUUUUUAGUACCCAAAUUUUGAGACUGCACUUUGUAUAGUAGGAAUCAUUAUUUUUACAGCUCUAUGUCCACCAGUAAAGUGAGAGAAAAUAGCAGCGAGCACUUUACGAUUUUAGCAGAUACCCUCACUAUGCCUUCUUGUAACUUCUAAAGUAAUACUGCAUAAUUUAUCCUUCUGUGGUCAUAAGAUCAUUCCCUCCCAUGCCUCCUCAAGCUUCCAUCCUGCUAUAACUCUGUGUGCAUAAUAUUGUACCAGGAAAUAUUAUUGCCCAUCUGUGUAAUAUGAAUACCACAGUGAGAUGGGUUUUAAAACUCAAAACCAAACAAGUGACUAUUCACCCAUCCUGUACCGUGAUCAUGUAGUGGCCUGUAACAAUUCUUCAAGUAUACAAAGUGCACGUCAAAUCAAUACUUUCAUUUAUCUUUAUUGCUUAGUGUUUUGGUUUGUGGUUUUUUUUUCUAUAUUUUUUUUUUUUAUAUAUAUACCUUCAUCAAAACCUUUUGUUUAUAUCUAUUUUGCAUUAUAAAAACGUAUCUCUCUUUGCUUUCAGGUAUUGAGUUGUGCUGACCAUCAUGAAAGGGGAGAUUCAGGAAGAUGGGGAAAUCUGGAUACAUACAUAACAUGCCUUUCACAGCUACUCUACAACCAUUUCCUAUCACAGGAACUGGUCUUUCUGCCAUAUUAGUAAACAUUGCAUUAGGGUAUUUAUUAAAAAGAAGAUGCCUAGCAUUAUGUAACUGUUGUCCGUGCACAGGACCCAGCCACAGAGUGCAAAGUGGGAGAAAUGUGCUCUCAAUCAUAUGCUGUACUUUCAGGCUUCUAGCAAUUUAACGCUGCUCACCCCAGCACCCAAUGGGAGGGGGAAGAUGUUAACUAGAAUGAAUCCUGGGUUUAAAGCAGAAUUUAUUUUAUAUUAACAUGCAUCUUUAUUUUAAUUUUUUUUUCUCCAAAGUCUGCAGAGUGUGGAUGUCUUAAUGAAAACUGUAAAGUGACCUAAAUCUAUUUUACUGUGGUUUUUAAUGGUGAUAUGCAGUUUCUUUUUCCCCUUAUGUCAAGUAAUGGAUGAUGAUACAUUGGCAUUAGCACACCCCCUGUAAAGCUGCUCUAAUGGUUCUCAAACUUCUUAGGACACUAAGUCACUCAAUGUUGCUAGCUUUUUGUAAUGAUGAGUAACCAUUUAAUCAUCAACUGCUUAACAUUCAGUUUUAAAAAAAACUUGCUAUAUUUUACUAGUCUUAACUACUCGUGUCACCUGUACUGCGGGCUUCCGUGGUAGUAAAGGUGGCAUUUUCUAUUCAGUGCCACUCCAAAUACCCUAAAUUGGGUAUCCCAGUCCUCAGGGACCCCUAACAGACUCUGAAAGGGGACUUAUCUUUCGCAAAUAUUGUACUGAAUGGCACAAAAAAAAACAACCUUUAACCACUUUUAAAUGAUUGUUUCAGUAUUUGUUUAUCUCAACUCCCAACUAUUUACCAAUUGACUGCUUUGGCUUCAAGCCUCCGUUACACAGCCCUACUGGCCAGGCAUACUCCUGCUUAGUUUCCACAAAUGCAAAGAGCACAAGCCCCCUUUAGCAUUGUGUUCCAUUAGUACUAUGACCCAGGCAUGUCCGGGUACAGAUCCAAGUGAUCAUUACAGUACCUUAUAAAGUAGCCUACUUACCAUGCCCUGGUUAAUAACUGUGAGCAAGGAGAACACAUUUUUAUAUAUUGUCACAGAAGCACACACAGACGGAUGUUUCUGCAUUCACACAGGGAUAUCUGAUUUGUUAGGGCUCUGGCAUUGAAACACCAUUUUAAUCUGUUAAAACCAAUUUGGCACAAAAUGUAUUGAAUCCAUUACAAAUAUCAAGCAUUUAAAUCAUCCCACACCUUCUAGAAGGUGGAAUCGGCCUUUCCAUAUUUAAUUUUAAUGUUUUUCAUUUAAUUUUUUUAUUUCUAGUUAUGUAUAUAUUGAUUUAGAGAAGUGCAAAUCAGAAUCAGGCUAAAUACACACUUUAUGGUCUUAGUGACUUUCCCCUUUAAAGCGAUUACUUCUGUUCAUGGUAAAAAUACUGCUCCCAUUUAACUUUUCCUCGAACAGUCUUUCAGUAAGGUCGGUGACACAGGCCUGCAUAGAGCUAUGCAGUGUGUUUAUAUGAAAUAAGUCUAGUUGCUUUAAAACCACUCGGCGCAAAGUCUGAAAUCUUGUUUGAUUCAUUUAAAUCCAUGUAAAUUCCUAUGCCCGUUACCCAAUUUGUUUAGAAUUUGUGUUCACUUAGUUGAUUUGCUUGUGACUGAAAAUGUACUGUUAAAUAUGAUUUAUAAAAUAAGUCUCUUGCUGCUGUUAACCCUUUAUGUGCCACAUGUGGACCAGGCUGCAUACCCAUUUGGUACUCAAAGGGUUGAAAUUGAAACCCAUUGUGCAGAUAACCUCAUAUCUUCUACCCUUUUUACUCAGUGUGGUGUGGACGUCUCGUACAAAUGUCCACAUGAGCUGUACAAUUCCAGAAAGACCUACAGUUGUGGGGAGCUGGGGUCGAUUUGCGAUCUUCCUGUUGCUGCUGCACCACACAACUUUCAGUCUAUACCUACAGUGUGACUGAGCCAUCCUUUAUUUCCCCUCCUUAGGGACUCCUGACAUUCCCAGUAAAAGCUGUGAAUUCUCUCUAUCUGCCAAAUAUUAAAGCAAAUGCACCAUAUAAGGAACACUUUUUUUUGAAUUUUACCCAGACUGGUUUUCUGGAUUCUGUUUAUUUUGAUGUUUAAUAUUUUAUUUUCUUCCUGUAGAAAUUGAGCUUUCCUUGUUAAGGUUUUGAUAAUCGAACUCUUAAAUUCAUGCACUUCAUGGAACUUUACUAUGGAUAUUACAGAUUGUAGACCAAACUAGUAAAAUUGGAACUAUUUCCCAGUGUAUUUUUUUCCCAGCUUGGCUCUUUCGGUUUAAAAUUACAAUUCCCUUGUCAGUUCUCCACAAUUCCAUUUAACGAAUGAUCCCAAGUUGUGAAGUUAGUGACAGUACUUGACUGGGUUGUAGUUUAUGAAUUUUUUUUAAAAAUUGCUCUGUUUUUAUUUUCCCAACAAAGGUGUGUCCUUUUAAUAUAGGUUUAGCCAUUUCCCCAAUUAUAGCUGGUACGUUGUGUGAUUUUAUUCUGUCCUGUAGCCAUUUCACUGCCAGAUCUUUCCUUGUUCCAUAUAAAGACUGUACGUAUAGAUACACUGCAUACACUCAGAUCCGCAUACUCACAGCUAUUCGGAUAUUCUGGCGCUAAGACUAGGGACAGCAUUACUAUGAUCUCAAGUUAUUUGCGGGGAUAAUUAACAUUUGCAUAUACAUGUGUAGUUUUGUACAUGUGUUCAUCACCAUAUGCCUAAAGAGAAGUUGUAUAGUAUUGUUGCUGACCCGUGUCAGCAAAUGAUCUAGCCAUACCUUGAUUAUUGAGAAUCAAGUACCUAGUACUUAAUCCCCUCAAUAGAGGGGUUUAAUCUGUAUUGUAAGGCAAUCGGACUGGUUGAAAUUGUGUUCAGUCUUGUAAUUGAUGGGGUGAUAUGCAUAAAUUCUCAAUAUUAAUUUCUCAGGAUGCCACUGGAAAUGAUCUUGCAUCCUGUUUGUGUGCUUUUUAUUUUUGUUUUUUGUUUUUUAAUAUUUUAAUUUUUUGCUCCAUGCUUCAACCUUUUCGUAAUCUUUAUUUUAAAUAUUCUGCGUAUAAAAAAAUAAAUGAUGGGACUUUAUUUAAAUUAAACCAGCAAAAUUGUAUUAUGCUAUAGAACUUUUGGGCAUUGAUUAAUAGAAUAUUUAUAACAAGCGCCUGAUCUGCCAGUGAAGAUGGCAACGCAUGGCUCACUCCAGGCCUCUUCUGGUAGCAGAGGUGUUAAACUUGGUCUUUAUUUAUCGUCCUGUGCUGCAGUAUGAAUUGCAGUGAUGAACACUCUCCGAAAGGGUCUUUUAAAUUUUUAACGUAUGAGUGAUUGUAUUAGAUCAGCAAUAAGGAAUCUGUAAUCUCAAAACAUGAAUAAAUGCUGUAAAAAUAU